UCGAAACAUGAUAACAGAAAAGCCUUCCUCUGCUCCGCGCUGUCGGGCUGUCCUCAACCCCGAUCACUUGAAACUCAAAUAAGCAGGCGUGAAGAAAAAAAGCCAGAGGAUCGCACAGUGUCCUAUCAGCGGGGAAUAACACGAGACCUUUCUACCAUCACACUCACAUACACACGCACACACACUACACACACACCCUUUCAUAUGCUCUUUGCGCAUCGCGGAUCUCUCAAAGUGCUCGUGUUGAACUACAGUGAAAGUUAACAUGUAUAUGCACGCUUUGAUCCGCGCCAGUUUUGGAUUUGUAGGUUUCUGCUUGGUCGCCUUUGUCCAACAGUCUGCUUCAGGAAGUAAGACCACUCAAGGUAAGUUUUUCACAUCUUAAAAAUGUGUUUUCAUUUGGCUCUAAAUGAGCUGAUCUCUCCACGCUGCUUUGUGCCUAAUUGAUAGAUUGAUUUGAUGCUUUUUUUGAAAGUUGUUCAUAGUGGUACUUCUCAAAAUUGAAACCAGUUGUGUAAACAUAUGACACUUUAGCCAAAAUCAGGAGUACUUUGACAUUUAAAAGAGUGAGAAAAGUGAAGUUUUUGCAGCCUUGUUUCCAUUUUUUCUUAUUUUGCAUUGUUGUAUCUGAACUGUCAGUGUGCUGAUUCUGCUCUGCCUGCUUCUGCUAAAUCAGAAGAGAGAUGAAACAUAAUGAGGCUUAAAUUAAGUUUCACUGAGAGUUGUCUGUCAUCAGUAAAAAAACACUUGUCUUUGAUCUACAAGCAGCAGUGUGAACAGUUAUGUUUCAUAGCCGAUCCUGCAGGUACUUGUAGUGAGACUACCAGGAGGCAUUUGUCACAGUCCAGACAAGUAUUUGACACCAGCCUGUAACACACACGCACACAUACACACACACGGAGGGAGUCUCAGUCUGUCAGACACUGCAGCUACAGUGCCGUCCUGCCCAGCUGGCCGCCCUCUUGCUCUCUUGUCGUGUGAGGAAUGAUUCCUAGCAGACAGGGGCGGCCUGAAUCAGGAACUCUUGGCACCUUGCAGGAGCGAGCAAGACCCAGUGGUGUGUUAAACACUCUGAUUUCUGAUCCGCUCAGCCGUCCCCUGCAGGUUUCCAUCACUUAAUUUUCCCACAAUACAAAAACCCGAGCUGGAGCUGCCAGAAGUAUUUGCAUGCAAAGACACAUCAUGGGCUUGUGUGCGAGUGUUGAUUGUGGUCGGUGAUGUUUCGUGCACACAAAAAGACAUCUCUCGGGCGGUCGAGGAGGCAAAAAGAGAAAGGGGGUGGGUGACUAUUUUGCAUCCUGGGUGGUCUGCCCCCACUUGUGGGAAAACUCAAUAUUUACAUUUUGCAAUUAGAACUACUUUUUUCUCACUUUAUUUUCCACAACAUCGAUUACACACUUCCUUGUAGUGUGGAAUGCGUCCGUAUGAGAGUGGGUCUGUAAUGGCAUGCACCUGUUUGCCGGUCACCAAGUGAAAGGCAGUGGACGACCACUUGAUCAAGCACUUCUCCUACUUCAGAUCUCGGUAUCAGCAGCUUUGUAGUCACGUUAUAUCUGUUUGGUAGUCGAGUUAUUUCUGAGCAUAACUCUUUAAUUGUAUUUGAUGUUUGUGGCAACUGUGUGGGAUUGGCAUCUCUGCUGAGAAAGACUAAAAAACUACAGAGGCGGAUGAAAAGUGACUUUUAAAACGAGCUAAAAUUUGUCAGCUCAAUAUUUAUUCAACACAGAUGUUGCCGACAAGAGCCUCCGUCUUUCAUCAGUGUCAGACUAAUCAUGGCACCGUGUUUCAGGCAUCAGUCAUUACUUGGGAAGAAAAUAAGCAAAGCGAAAGAGGAGUGGAAUGAGGGAGGGAAGAUUCAGGGAUGUGGUGGAGAGAAUGACAAAGAAGGGAAAAAUGAGACAGGGGAAGCAGGAGAGAUUAAGAGUGCAAGGACAGACAGACAGGGAGAGAAGGAGAGAAAGAGAGGAGGUUUUGUUGGUGAGCGAGCAGCAACAAGCGAGGGAAAAGGGAGAAGGAGAGGAAAGAGGGGAGCCACAGACGUCAUGGCAAAUCACUUUUCCCUCGAAACAGAGUCAGGAGCUCUUCGUUAAUGCAGCGGCACCAAGGCAACGGUUGGUGUGGGGCUGACAUGCUGCCGUGGCUGGCUGUGUUGGUGUAACCUCUGCUCCUGGAGCCUGGGGGUCUAAAGACGCAGGGCUGCCCGAGCAGGGGAGGCAGGCCAGAUACAGGCCCCUGGACACAGUGUGGGAACCGAGCGGCCUUGGCAAUAUGAGGCCCAAGUGACGGGGAGGCUUUUACCUAGAGAUGCUGCAUGCUUAGAGAGUCUUAAGAUGGAAAGGAAGAAGAGCCCCCCUCCCACCACCACCACCACCCCCAACACUCACUCACUCAACCCCUUUCCUUUUUCUUUUUCUUGCUUUGUUUGCUUUGUCUUGCUUCCUUUCCUUUGCGCUUAAUGAAGUAGCCAGGCUGUUUCUCUGUCAGCCAUAAGCAACGACUGCAUGGCACCCAGCAUGUCAGGAAAAGCCUCGCUGUCUGUCCACGAGUGCUAUUUUUAUAUUUUGCAACAAAAAAAGAUCUGCACAGCCUUCUGCAUUGUCCCUGGUCCUGUCCAGCUUACUUCUGUUACUCCGUAAACCAGGUUGGAUGUGUUGCAGGUGUGUUGGCAUUGCAAAGUGUCAGUAUGUGUGCGUACAUGUAAUUGGGAAAGAGGGCCUGGGUUGUGUCUGCGGUAAUUUGGACAGUGCUUUGAAACUGUAUGUGAAGCCACAUAAAAGAAGUGUGUAAAUGGGGCUUUUAUUGCUGCCUAUCCCUUUGGCCUUGAACUUCCCCCAACGUUUAGCAGAAAGAAGGAGGCAGGCGAAAUAAAAGACAGACUGUCAGAGAUGGUCAUCUCACCAGAACGUUUAGACUCCAUUUCAGCCUUCAUUUUCACGCUCUCUCUUUUAGGCUGGUUUCUGCGUUACCCCUGAGUCCUGAAAAACUCCUGCAGUAAUAUUUGUUGAGCUGUUACACUUAUUCCCUUAGAGACUAGAUGUGCCUUUUUAAACAAGCAGACACACAAGUCCCCAUUUGCCUGCCAAGGUACUGGAGCGCAAUAUUCUGCAAAGUAAUUUUUAACAGCGGGCGAAUGGAAGAUGUAUUCAGGUCAGCCAGGAAGAAAGACUUCCAAUGUCCUCCUCGGUGUGCUCUGUGACUUUGAGGAGUUGGGACACCGCAGAGUAGAUCACCUAUUGACUUUAAGUGACAAGUCAACUUUAAAAUUACCCCUGUGUGGUUCUGUUGCCAACUUACAGCCAGGCGCACAAGUUCCUACCUCCUGUCUAACUCCACAGAUAUGUUAUCCUCCCUUAUCUCAGACAUCCACUCCUCACUACAAGAGUGAAAGAUUGUGAAACACCAAUUACUUUAAGGAAUUUUCAAGAUAAUGGCUAUGCGGUCUUGUAUGAUCUCACGAUCUUAUGGGGAAGCAGAUGUAAACAUAACAGACACUAACUAGAACCUUCUGUAGUGGUGCCUUGCAGUGUGAAAAAAUGGGAAGGAGGUGAAAUAUUUGGGUAAGACAUAGGUCAACAUGUACGGUGCAGCAGAAUAUCUUCCUGAAAAUGCCUUUAUUUCUAUCUUAACUUGUGGAAACCACUAUUAUUUUUAUUGUCAAUCAAUCUUUAUUCAUAUCACGUCAAUUCACAACAAAUGUUCUUCAAAGACACUUUUCAAAAGAGCUGGUCUAGACCAUAUUUUUUUCAGAUUACAUUUACAAAGGCCUGGCAUCAAGAUGAAAUAAAAUAGUCCUAUCUACUCUUAUCUUUAUCUAACAUGAUUGUGAAACUUUGCAGCAUUUAGCAAAGAAAAAAACAUCUUUUUAACAGGCAGAAACCUUGAGCAGAACCAGACUCAUGUUACACAGUCAUCUGCCGCUACUGGAGCAAGUAGCCGAUCUACCACAUAUUGGCGAUAAACCUUGUUCUGGUUCUGAUCCCAAAAAAUAAAGGUAUAUUAUUAACUGGUGGGUCUGAUAUCUGUCAAUAGUCACACGCUAGCAGAUGUUAGCCUUGGAAGCUUGAAUAGUUAUCACUCCGUUUUGCUACCACUUAGCACCUCCUACGAUGACCCCGCUCCAUACAACUUAGAUUAUCCUUCAACAGAUAAGACAUUAGUGAAAGUGUGAAAUCAACAUUUCCAUAAUGAUAGUUCUUAGACAGUUUAUAUCCAAGUGUUUAUUUUUCUGUAAAGUUCAGUUUUGUUAGUUACUUGAUGCUGUAAAAAAGUGUGUAGCAGCAUGUAGCUCUGUUGCCAAAAUGCAGCCUCUGUUGCCACUUUGCACCUUAUUCACAUUGUGGAGGAUGAAUGGCAAGAGAAAAUGUAACCAAUACUGACAAGAGUGAUUCCCAUGACCAUGAGCGCCUGCUUCAGAUCUAGUCAGGAAUCUGUUACGCUGUUGACCGCGAUGACCUGAGGGACCUUUGCUGCUCCAGCGGUCAUUAGUUCGCGAAAGAGAAGAGAUAUCAAUACUUUGAGUCCACAAACUAGUUUUUAUUGUGUAGAUGUUUUACUCAACAUGCCAUUACCUGCUAUACUGUAUAUGUCAGCACCCGUUGCAAGGGGUAUUGUGGCUCCAUCUGUUUAAGAGGAGAAGGUCAAGACAGGACAUCCAUCUUAUUUAUGGUCGGUGCACCAACUUGAAAAACUCCAAACAUAUAGCACUUGGCCAGAAUUCCAACCUUAAUUACAAACAUAGUUGAUAUUUUCAGGGCUUCCUAGUGAGUCUGUGAGCUGUGUGGAAAGUUAAUCACCAGAUUUGUAAAGCCCUCACGUUACCAGAAAAUGUAGGACAAAAAACAAUAUCAACCAAGUACCCAUACAGAUUCCUCCUCCAACGGUGGAGAGGGUUGAAUCUGCUAUAAAUCAGCCGAAACACCAGUAGUCUGAGCCAGACCUCGGCCCAAUUAAAGCAGAUAAGCUCCCUUAACCUUUGUAUGCCUUUUCCUGAACCAGGAGCACUCUGUACUGAUGAAAACAGCCAAGCUCGUCUCGGUCUGUCUUCUGCUUCUGCAGCAGGCAUACAGUGUCAGACAGUUGCGUUCUCGUUAUGAUCAGAGAGCACGAGGCGGGUUGAGCCUCAGGGUAGCCCUCGGUCACUGGCUGAGGAGUGGGUGGAGGGGAUCAAUCCGGCGUUCACUUUAGCUCUCAGCAGACACUCUGAGAAAGCAUCUGUCUGACUAGUGGUGCUGUGUUACUACUGUACAUGCUGUUACAGAGCAGCAGAGAGAGCACAGAGAUUAUUAUUAUGGCAUGACUUGAGUGUGGGAAACACUUGAUAACAAUUGUGUCUGUCAGCAGUGUCGUGUGAUAUGUGAAAAAGGCUUUAAUCUGCGGGUGAGAUGCAAGGACUAGUUACUGCGUCUGAAUAGACGGAGCGAUUUUUCACUGGAUAUUAAUGAGAGCACUCGGCAGACAGAAGUACUCUCACUCUCCAAAAUACGGCUCCAUCAAAGUCGGGGGAUCCUAUAAACCAUUCAGGUUUAUUAAGCCAGCUUUAUUUCCCAUUCAGUCUGGUGAAAGCUGCGGUUUGGUGCAAACAUACUAGUAUCAUUAGAAAAUACAUACAGGCGCAUGCAAAGUCAAAGUUGUCAGGCUUAAGCUGUGAUUGAAGGCAGGUUGGUGGGCCUUCAUUCUGGACAGGCACACACAUCUUCAUCCUGGUCAAACCGGGACAGUUCCUGCAAGAUUGGCUGCUGCUUAAAAAAACGACUGUCAGCAGUUGUUGAUUUUGCAUAGCACAGUGAGUCACAGUGGGUCAGAAAGCCGGCCCCCCUUUAAAUUGUUACAAAAUACACCGAACAGUGCCUCUCCAGCUCACUAAUAAACACAUUAUAUUUGGUUUGUUUAAUGCUGGAUGACCUCCCGGAGACUCUGCUGGUUGCUUGGCAACUGCUCAGAGGUAAGAAAUUGUCGUGACAUGUAAACCUCCCCUAAAAUUUGGGUAUUUUUGGUGCAGAAUAAACAAAUAAGUUAAGAGGUACUGUUGGGUGGACUUUGUAACUUAGAGAGAUGAAGGUAACCCAUUUCCUUCUUUUGUCAAUCUUGAUGCUAAGCUGCCAGAUGUCACUUCCAUACCUCAGGAACUGAUUGUAAAGUGGUGUACAAUUAUCAAACAGAACAGUCAAACAUAUUUUUAGAAAUGUUGAACUUUUCCUCAAAAUUGCUCGUCCUAGUGUGCAUGAAACUUUGCAAUCAUAUCUGUAUAACAACUUCCUAUGCGUUUACUGAAACUUAUUCUGUUCUGCACAAUUUGUAUGCACUUCCACUGUUAGGUCACAGCAAAACAAAACCCCAACCCGUGGACUCUGCAGAUUCCCUGUCGCUCCCCAGGGGACCAGCUGUUUAGAUCCUUCUGCCAUGGUACCUUUCCCCCCUUCCUCCAGCAGAAAAUCCCUUUAUCAGCAGCUACCGAGACCCUUGUGACCGCAAUUUGUCACCUCAUUUAGAAUGGUUGCAGGGCUGACAAACUGUACAUUUUUUUGUGCUAAAGAAGUGAAAAAAAAAAGAAACAUAGUUUUAAAUUGCCCAAACUUUUCUGAGAGCACCAGCACUACUGUUUUGUAUGCAGCAUGGGUGUAAACUCCAACCCUCACCCUUGGAGGUAAGGAGUGCAGAGCUUGUUUGGAGCCUGUUUAUUUCUCAGGGCUUUAAUCUGAACAGUGUGUUCCAAAUGAGGCCUGUGAUACUUCUUUCAACCGAGGCAUUGAGGUGAAAAUUGGAAAUUUCUCCUGUGCUCCCAUCUCUGUCCCCCUCACCCUAUCAGUGGCCUUUGUUCUUCACAGAUGCAGCACAGUGCUGACAAUAUCUUUGUUGAUUUCUUGGGGGAUGGAGUCAGUGUCGACGGCACUCUGACCCCCCCUCAGACUUAAACUCACCUCCAGAGCCCCCUUCACAUGCACUGAUGGCUUGCUGGGGAACUUCAGUGCCGUCCCUCAGCCAGCUGCAGCGGCUCUUAGAUCAUUAAUCCUCUAAACCCCCCCCCACCACAGAGCCUGCAUUUGUUUUCUCUGCUUCAUUACUCAAUGAUCAGGGAUACUGUGACUCAGGAGAAGAUCUCAGAGGGACUGUCAUCUCGGUCUCUGUACUCUGAAACACACUAAACCAUCCUUCCUCCUCUUUGGCCCUGUUCCCCACUCCCUCCUGUGACCUCUUGAGCGAAUAAUGGGGCUGCGUUUUUUUUUUUUUUUUUUUUGGGAGUGAGUUUUUUUGGGGAGGUCAGUGAGGGACGUCAUUAGGCUGGUCUGCGGUGGUCAGCGUUGUCAGAGGGGGGUUGGGGGUCAGAGAGAGCCUUGUUUACAGACUGUGUGUGUUUACAUUCCUGAUGGUGAGCGCCAGCUUUAGAGACUGCUGGAAGUGAAAGGAAAUGCUCUUAUUCUGCUUAGUAAUGGAAAAAUCCAACCCAAUACAUCAAGGAGUCUAGAUGAAAAAAGCCAAGUUAUUUAUUUGGUGGGUUCUGGCCAGUGCAUUCUGGGUAGAAAGAGAGAUGACUUCACGGGUGAAUUUGAGACUUCCUCAAUGGACAGAGGCAUGGGAAAAACCAAAGGACCGUCUGCAGUAUUUAAUCACCCCCAGUGAACUCCAUAUACAGUGUAUAUUUACCGCUGACUCUAAUAGCCUACAGAGCUGAUAAUGACAAGCGCUGGUUGUGCUCUCUUGUUUUACACCAUUACAUCAUGAAUCAUACAGACAGGGCUAAUGAUUAUUGGUCUCAAUCGAUCAAUGUUCUAAUUAUAACCUGAAAUUUUGAUUUUAAUUGAUUAAAAAUAUUCUCACAUAGCAAGAAGCCAUUACAUGUUCCCAGUAACCUUUGGUUUAUCCCGACAUGUGGUUCUUUUUUGGACUCACAGGUUCAAUCUAAAGAUAAGACAAGACAAGAUAAGAAGAACUUUAUUAAUCCCUGAAGGGAAAUUCAAUUGCCUGUCGUCUCAUUUGUCAUGUCUCUAAAAGUCUACCAUUUACACAAGAGUUAUGAAGUCUGAUGGCUCCUGGUACAAAAGAUCUUCUGAAUCUUUCUGUCCUGCAGUGAAGAGAGAGGAGCCGUCCACCACCAUUGGCCCUUUGGUCCAUGAAGGUGUUGUGAAGUGGGUGAUCCAUGUUCUUGAGAAUAGUGGUAGUAGUGUUUGGUUUGUGUAGUGUUUGGUUUGCAAUAAUACGUUGAAGUGAAUGACAGCGGGAAGUAUGAAAUAUUACUAUUUGAGUGUUAAAAGACAUUUAUCUGUCUAAACUCUAGAACAUGCACAGAAAGCUUAGUCCAGUUUCAGUCCGAUGGAUCUGUGUACAUUGGGGAAUCCUUGACCCCCUAACCUAGGUCUCUUAGUCUGACUAUGGGGAGCUUGAUUCACGGCGAUUUCAGUCGGAUUUCUAAAAGUCUUGUUUCAGUUGGAGAAAUGAAUUUUUUUUAACAGAUUUGCUAAUAUUGACACCUUGUGCUCCGCCCAUUGUGGGACUGGAAGUUGUAAGACUGUUUUGAUUGGUUGACGUGUUGGAAUUGCAGAACCAAGGCAUGCUCAUGAGCGAACUGCAGAGCCCUAGGACUGAUGUCCUGCACACUCUUGACCAUUUGUAGCAUCUAUUCUAAAAUACAGUCUUUGCUCUCUUUCUGAUGAGUUAACUGCUGACAGGAAUGACCUGCACAAACUUUCGAUGGAGAAUUUCAUUGUUGGUCUGAAAUUUCGCAAAAGCUCAGAUUUUGUUCCUAAAAAUACAGGUAAAUUAGGUGCAUGUUCAUUAUUGUUAAUUUUUCCAAUUAACUUUUUACUAAUAAGGUUAUCUAGAUGGGAAAAUGGCUUUUUAUAUUUAAUAGCAUCCACAAAAUGACAAGCACGUCUUUUUAAAUGAACAGACAAUUACAUCCUUUGCUUCAGCUCAGUGCUCUUUAGUCAGUGGGUGUCUGUCGAUAAAAAGAAAGUGUGCUCGAGCUUUUAAACUUUCUUUUUGAAUAAAAAAAUGUCAUCACUGUUGUACUUUCAUAAUUAUACAAGCAUUUUUAGAUUUUCCAGACAUGACAUGGUGCUGCGCAGAUUAAUUACAGGGUCCGCUUUGAAUUUAGUCUGUAAUUCAAGUGAUCACACAACUAAGUUUUGGGGGGAAAAUAUGCUGCAGGAUGGCUGACAGUUUAAAAUGUGCAUAAAGUAAAAAUGAAAGGCGGCGUCAACUGAGCAUUUACAGUAGCUUUCAGAAAUAACUAUCAUAAUUAUAGUGAUCAUAAUGACUUCUAACUAGUACUUAAGUAAUUAGUGGAUGGACGGAGAAUGAAAAGUCUUUCAAGCAAAAGUGCAGAACUUUAUUAAACAUUAAACUUUUUAUUUUAGAGUUUCUGACAAAGCUGUGAACCAAAUAUGUCAAUUUGGGCUUAAAAUAGAGAUUAUUUGUCAUUCUGUAUUAUAUGCUUACAAUUUAGUUAAUGAUAAUGAUUGAGAAGAUUCUAGAAAGAUAAAUCGACAGUGAAAAUAAUCAUAGGAUAGCUCCCUGUAUCCAAAAGCAUCUCGGUGUAAUACUCAUUGUUUCGUUUUAUCGCUGUUUUCUGUAGGAAUAUUUGAAUAAUUUUGGGGUUGCAUGCAUCCAAAGAACUUGAGCAUUUGUGAUUUUUUAGUGGUAAAUAUUCCAUAGGAAAUUUUUUGCCUCCAAAAAAAGCUCUUACAUUUUUUGUCUCUUUUCUGUAUGUGAAGGAAGAACAAGUUCCGAUCCUCGGUUUUCUCCCCUGUCGCCCCCUUAAGCAGUUUGAUUGAAAUACAGUAGAGGCGGUGAUGGAGAGCCCAUUAAGUACUUAAUGUGUCUGUAUAAGUGAGAUGUUUACAUGAAGUGAUUGUAGCAUUUAAAUGAAGCCUGUGUGCAGUCCCUUUCAGGCCUGCUGAGCUUCACAUUUCUGAGCCGUAGUACUUAAUGCAUGCUUCACAGCUUACACAGAGAACCAUUCACUUUAUACCUCCGUUUGACAGGAAACAACUAAAAAUAUCACACUUGUGCUGUAAUUGCUGCCUUGCCAUCUUUAUAGUUGGUACUGUAUCUGGUUAAAGCAGCCACCAAUGAAUGUAAUUGCUGUGUGCAGAGGGCAGAGUGUCAUGUCAGUUAGCUAUGGCUGUAUAAAUAUAAGGUAUACAGCGGGACUGAGUGCCACCCUUCCCGUGUUUAAAAUAUUCAACAUGAAGCCAAGAAGUCAUUAACAGUGGAGGACACUUGCCAAGAAGGCUGAAAAAUCCCUUUAAAGGUUCAAAUGAACUUCCUGUCACUCUGGCUCCUAAUAGGAAAUGGUUACAUGUAAUGCCCAAUUAUUCAGUGUGGUAUGUAUUAGACAUCCAACACUAAAGACUGUGUCAUGUCACCGUCUCUCUGCACUCACUUAGUAUUGCUCCAUGAUUCACUUAAUUACUGUAAUAAGUGUUUUUCUACAGGAGGUGGUCUGGAGGUCUGUGAGUCAGAGUCUGUUAAGGCCACACAUGCUAAAAGGAAAGCGCAGCACCAGAUGCUCGCUCUAUGAUCCAAAUCACAGAGAAUGUCCAUCAUUUAUUCAGCGACGGAGAGAUGUUUUAUAAAUGACACAAGGUGAGGUCAUGUGAUCUUCACCCUGCAGCCUCCAGGCUUGCCGCUGUGUGUUAUGUUGAAAAAUCACUUGAAAAAACAGCCACAAAAGAAUUCAUGGACUGAAGACGGAGACACAAAGAUCAUGUGUGUUUAGGCUUGAGUUGGUGGACUUUUGUUGAAGAAGACAUACCAGAUACGCUCGCAUUAGACGCCAGUGGUUAUGCAACCUGGAAUUAGACUGCUGUCAAGUAAAAAUUUAGACUCUUGAAGAAGCUAAGCAAGUUUUUGAAGCUUUAAUAAUAUGUUCAGUAGUUCAGGAUCACAUUUUCCCCUCUUUGCUUCUUUUUCCCCUUUUUGUUCUCCUGGAAAUUAAAAAGAUGCAAAACACACAGAGUGAUGUUAGAUCCUAACACUUAAUUAAUCCCAGAGGGGAGUACCUCUCUUUGUUAUCGUGCCAAAUCUCUGAUUAAGGAAACUGUGAUAGUGUGCCAAGAAAUAACAAGGGCUUGAUGCUGGUUAUGAUAAGAUAAAAUGAUGAAUGAAUGAACAACCAAAAGAAAUUUAUAUAUUUAUAGACUGAACAUGAACAAGUAAAAUCCUCAACAUGAAUACAACAUGCAAGUUUUGAAAAAAGCAAAGCAAACUUUGGUUUUUUGUUGUCUUUUAGUAAUGAGACUUUGCUGUUCUUAUGACUCAGUAAAACAGAUUAUAUUUAAGCUUAUAAAUAAGUAAAACAACAUGAUUUAUUGCAGAAUAACCAGUUGCAGACCUGUUUCGUCAAUAAUUAGCCUUUGGGGGUAGAACUUCUAGAAAGUUUGGGCACUCAUAAGAAAGAUAAAGCAACAACAACAACAAAAUGUUGAAUUUACAUUUUACAUUUAAGUGACUGUUCAUAAAAUGGACAAUGUAUUUUCACUUUGACUUCUUGUGAGAUGUGAAACCACAUCUAAGCCUAUAGACUUAAAGGGAGAGUUUGCUUUGUUUGAAGUUUUAUGUUAGGAUCAUAUGAGGUGCUGGUUAAUAUUGGGCAGGUAGUGUUCAGUGUUUCACCUCCAAGCAAGGACGUAAUUUUUUUAAAAGCCUGUUUUGGUCCCCUGAACUUUUAACCAUCUGAAAACAAUGUUACUUUGCGCUAUAGCAAACCGAUACAAGGUUCGCUCAAGCCAAUAUAUGGUUUCCCUCCGUUUUGUACCGCCCACAAGGUCCUUGAUUGGCUCUGCCGCAGGGCUGCUUUUUGAGUGUGAUUGGCUAUCCCUGCUGUCAGUCAUUCCAUGGCCUAGUGUUUUGCAAGUUGCCCAUAAGAGUCAGUCCGUGAACAUCGCCAUUCGCCGAUGUAAGUUUACAGGAGGGCGGCGUUCAUUUUCCCUCUGUGACGUCACAUCCAUCAGAGGUUUCAUUUACAUCCCUGUAUCGGGUUUGUACUUCCAUCCACCCUCCUGCUGGCUGUAUUGUCUCCUCUGUUACUGUGUGUGCGAGAUGUGCUGUUUGCUAGGCUAUAUGUCUCAACAGUACUCAACAGUACUCAAGUCACUUGUUCCCCUCCAUCUUUGAAAUCAAAAUUUUGUCCAUGCCUCCAAGAAUAAUGCAAAAUUGAAUUGGCUUUUUAACAGCAAGGUUAAACUCUGAAAAUGUUUAUAUAGAGUGCACACUUAAACUGACAUUUGCGUUUAUGGUACACCACCAUUUUUUAAUAACUUUUCUCCACUCAGACUUGUUCAGUCUCAUCAGUAAACUUAUCUUGGCGUUUUAAACCAAGACACGGCAGAGCAGCGUGGUCGCUGCCCUUUAAUUGUUAUCUGACACAAGUAUAAGUGAAAGAGGGAUGAAUAUCUUCAGUGGUGUGCACUUGUUAACCUGAUGUUUCUCUCCUUCGACUCAGCCUGCAUGUUCUUGUUCAUUUUCUCUUGGCUCUCAGAUUAAUCUGAGGCUUCGUGGUCGGUGGACAUAAGCAGGGAGGGCCCCCGGGAGGGGUUUGAAGUUUUGAUCACAGUUUCUGAAAGCACAGGAUCAGUCAGUGGUCAUGAUUCCUAAACAUUUAGAGUGUGUGAAGGAUGAGUGUAAAUAUCCCAAAUGGAAGCAGUGGAUAUUUUUAUUCACAACUUUUUAGAGGCCUGCUGGACGGCCAACAGUGUAUCCCUUCAUUAGCUGAAGGGGAUCUUGGCAAGAGUUGGGAGAGAUGCUAAAUUUUGUGUUCAUGUUGACGUCUGCAUUUCAUCAAAACCUUUUUUGGGGAGCUUGGCUUGUCUGCUCUGCUGCUUUGGUGCACAUCCUGAAAAGUCACAUUUUUAUGGUGUGAUGCGACAGUGUCAGGACUAUGAGUUCCUGUCCUUUCAACAACCUUGCCCCCCAGCUUUUUUAUGCCACUAGAUUUAAGACACAAGUUACAUCAUUUUGUACCAUUUUACAGGUCUUUCAUAGAUGCCCUUAGAGUGCUUUUUAAACUGUGAUGCCUUAUAUAGGAAAUAUGGAAAGCUGUAGAUUGGUACAUUAUUAAUAUAGAUAUGCAGAGUUCCCUCAGCUCAGGUGGUUUUGGGGGGCAGGAUUUGGACACCCCAGGACCAGGAAAAAACAUGAUAAAACUAAUAUGAAUAUAGAUAGGUAUAGAUAUGAAUACAUAGAUUGAUAGAUAUAUAGAAAAAGACUCUUGAUGCCUCUCCUGUCGAAAAAAAUGUAACUAGUUCUAGUGUCCUAAAUGGCUAUUGCAAGUUCCCUUUAAUCUGUGUAAUACCAGUCUUUUCAGUUGUUUGUAGAGUCAGUUUUGAGAUGGCGAUGUGACAAAUAACAGAUCAAACCUUACUAAAAUGUGAGUUGUAUGUAGGAAGCAGCAAUCUUUUUUGGUUUCCAUUGUUAUAAUUAAAUUUCCACCCUAAAUUGCUGCAUGAACUAGAUCGCAGGAAAUUAAAUGUAAGUGCAAGAUGCUCAAAAUUUCCUGAGGAAGGACCCCCGAAUUGGGCAACAACAUUAUCACCCGAUGUCAGGAUCUGUCUUUUUCUCUAGUCUUCCUGCUGAUGACUCCCGUCUUGUUACCGGCAUCUGUUUUGAGAUUUUUUAAAGGUUAUUUUUGUUUUGUUUGCAUGCUCUGAAAAACUUUGGUUUGGGUUCUUUCACCUGCCGAGUUAUGUGAACCAUAAAACAAAAGCUCUUGGCCAUUUCCAGUUGUUUGUUUGCACAAGUAAAUUGCUAGGAGGCCUCUAUGCACAGUUCAACAGAGAAUCUUGAAUUGAUUUUACUUUCUCUAUUGCUUUCUCUCUAGGUUUCUUAGCCAAGUCACAGUCUGUAUUUGUCCAAUCUGAUACGAUGUUCAAGAUUACAGUCAAAUUUGAUAAUCCCAACGCAGAGAGAUGUAUGCUCAGUUUGGCAGUUGAGGCUAUUUCCAAGCUGAAAAGGAAAAUCAGCUGAAAUUUAGGCUUGAUGAGGCAUUUUUUUACAAGUUGGGCAAAUAAUUUCCUUCCCAUAAUUUCACAGAUCCCAGAUUAUUACCACAGCCCAUGCUGUUUGAGAGUUGACCAUCAUCAAAUGGGUCAUUGACAUCAGAAGAAUAAGACAGAACAAGUCUGUUUUCAUGCCGCACAGCCAAACACACUUGCUGUGCAUAAAGUAAUUAUCCUGACCUUAACCCCAUCCUGCUCAACCACAACCCCCUAAGUAUAGUGUAAGUGUGGUUCUAAGAUAGAUAAUUACAAUAGUCGCUGCUUUGUAAUUAUACAGAGUAUGACAUACGCUGUGAUCCCAUGAACACCUUUUUAUGGAAUUGAACCCAGCACCCUUCCUCUUCCGCUGCAAGGGACGGAAAUCAUCAGAAGUUUUUGUGAAGAGAAGUUUUGUCCGCGGUGUGCGACACCAUCUGCUCAAUUUUUGCACCAAAUCAUUCUGCCAGAAAUCUUCAUUUGAAUUCCUUUUUUGCUGAUUGAAUGCAUCACUUGGUCCAUAUUUUUUACGGGCUGCAGGCAGGGAGAGUAAAGCUAUGGGUGUCCCAGCUCUGCUCAGUCUAUUUCUGUCUCCAAAGGAAAGGUGAUGGGUUGGAGGGGGGGGCAGGUUUUGGGCAAAGCAAACAGUAAGGGUCUCAACACUGAAAGUAAACAUUACCCUAUGUUUGAACUACACACCUCCAGCCCCACAGUUCUCCCACACACCAGCGCUCUCCUCUCAGAGCAGUAUUCUGGCUAACACCCCUCAAGCUGGGCUCAACUAAAUACUCUGCUUAUCCCGAGACCUUCUAAUAAAUUAGAGAGGAAAAGCACCUCUGACAAGGUCUCACCUCCACAGCCAGAAACUCUGACUAACAUGUUCAGAAAACUUUGGAAUCGACUCACUAAUGACUUCUCAGGUUGUUUUUUUUAUUCUGUAGGUUGAGGCUGUUUUUUCUGGACUUUUUUUUAUACAUUAUAAACAAUUAUAUUAAAAAAAAGUCUGAAAAUUUUCAGGUCAGAGCUUACAUUUGUACCAAGAUGGGCGCUUGAGUCUCAAAAGUCUGUCAAAAUUCACUCAAUAAUGUGGCAGAGUUAAACCCCCGUCUGGGGGUACAUGGAGGCCAGCGGCGUGUUUACCAUGGGGUUAGAUCUUCCUCUUUCAACAAAGCCCUGUACAAACUCGAGAACUAAAGAGACCAGUUUCUGGAGGUCUGACAGUGAAACUUUUUCCAGUUCUUGUUUGACAUAAGAUUUCAACUGCUCAACAGUUUGGGGUCUGCUUUGUUGUACAUUUGGUUUCAUGAUCACCAAAUGCUCUCAGUGGUUUAUAAGCCGGCCCUGCAAGCAGGCCAGUUAAUCACUCGCUAGUCUGGACCUUUGCUGGUUAUUCUCGCAGAAUGCAGUUUGGCAUUGUCUUGCUGAAAUAUGCAUGGUCCAUCUUGAAAAGGCAUUGUCUGGUUGGCAUCAUACGUUGCUCCAAAACCUGUAUGUAUUAUUCAUCAUUAAUGGUGGCUUCCCAAAUUUGUAAACUACCCAUGCAGUGGACACUUACUGUCGAGUGAAUAUCAUUUAUUCACGUGUCCAGAUUCAUGUGACUUAAGCAAGUAGAUGAUUUUACUCAUGCUUGGUGUGAGCGCCCCAUAACUGUAUGCAUCCCUUACCAUCAUGAAAACUGGUUCUUGAACUGUGUCCCAGUUAACAAUCUGGAUGGUGCAUCCCCUCUUUACAACCAUAUUUCCAAAUAGAACAUCAAAUUUAGAUUUUGUAUUUAUUUAUUUUUGCAAUUUUUUAAUAUCUAACAUUGACAAGGUUCCCAAAUUCUUUGCAAAUUUAUGUUGAGGAACAUUAUUCCGAAAUUGUUGAACUCACACAGCCUCUCUUGAAUGCCCUUUUAUGUUUUGUCAUGUUACCAACCUGUUGCAAAUUAAUGUUAUUAGUUGGGAAAUGUUCCCCCAUGUCUUAUUUACAAGUGCAUUUAAAUGCAGUAGAUGAUGGUAUGAACUUUGCAUUACAUUCAGAACAAGUGCAGUUUAAAAGAAUGUUAAAGUGGAUGUAUGUAUUACUGUUUCAGAUUGCAAAAUAUCUCAUGAGAAGGAUAAAAGUCCAAGUAUUGCCACCAAUAAUCCCAUAAGUCACCUGAAAAGUCAUCAUGAUAAAGAUGUAUCAGAGAAAUACGAAGCAGCACUCUCUGCAGUGAGAAUUAGCACCAGAAAACGUCUUCUAGUUCUGCUUUGAGGACUGCAGAAGUUUACAAGAGAUAACACUGAGUCUUAAGCAAUUCCUCAGAUACUUCACAGACAUAUCCGUACCCGCCAUGUGAUCUCUCCACACUCUCACAGUCAAAUACACUACAAGUCGGUGAGAUAAGUCUCACAAGGAAAAACGGACCUCUGGUAUCAGUUUAGUGAGGAUACUUAUUUUGAUGGCCCAGUGGCUAGAUAAAGACUGAAAUAUAAAAAUGAUGUGACUGCAUGUGCAGAGGCAGAACUGUUCUUGGCUUUUUGUGGAUUAACAGAAGCGAUCUCAGAAGUACAGAGUGAUAAUAAAACCACCUUUGCCAUUCUUACCCUCAGCCAUAGACUAAACAAAACUCAGUGGGGUCAUUUGAGUCAUCUGCGUCUCUAAUUUUGCUAAACUCACAACUUGAAUAUCUUUGAAAUUAAUGAGUAAAAAAUUCUGCCCCAUGCAUAGUGUGUGUUUGGAUAGAUUUGGCUUUGUAUCGGACUCUGAGCAUGUUUAUUUUGAUAUAAAGUUGGGCUUUUUGAAUGGAUAUGUAUGCCUUAAGAGUAUGUCUCAAGUUUAAAAGAAAAGGCUACUCGGAGGAUCUUUUGGUUUGUGUCUGUUUUGGCACCCACUCUUUCUGAUUUCUCUCCGUACAUGUGUUGAUAGCUUUAUUUUUCAGAGUCUCUGCCGUGUAAAAAAGGCUGUUUUACCAAUAUGUAGUUCAUCUUCUUCUGACACCUACCCCUCAUGAAAGAGAACUAUACAAAGGUAAUCUCUCGGUGCUCUUGUGUGCUUUUAAGGGUUAUAAAAAGACGGGAUUUCUGUUUAAUAUUGGCACAAUAAAUCCUUAAAAUGUGUCCUUAUUGAGGAUACUCAUGCUGGAUCAAACUUAAACAACAGAUAUAUUAGUCGGGCUCUGUUCGACACGUGAAAAGUUGAAGGUCUUAUUGAGGUAAACUGGUUUUAGUAGAGAAGAAACAUUCGGAUCAUUGUUGUCUUUUUCAUCCAACAAAAUCAUCGAGUUCAAUAUUCUGGGAAUGUCAGCGGGUUUAAACACAGACUUAAACAAUUUGUGGCUUAAUGUGCUCGAGUCUAUUAACCAGAUGAGAGCUCUAACAGCAGCAGUAUUCGAAAUGACACAUCCGCCAGAGGAAACUGUUUAAACAUCUGAGCAUUGCCCAACAUCCCUUUCUUCUCUCGUUUUGCUGUUUUGACUUUGUUUAUCCAUCCUUGUCUAGAAGCGCCGGCUUCAUCCUCUGCUGCCUUGACUUGUUCCCAACAACUGUGAUUCCUCAACACAAAAGAAUGAAAGAAUCUCUCGAACGAAAAACAAAAAAAUCUUUCAUCAUGGGCAUGAGUCAAUUACCAGGGCAGCAUUACUGAACACGCUCAGCGUUCAGAGGAUCGUCCUCUGGAGUGAGCAGAAAGGAUGUAUUGAUUCUGACAUGUUUAUUUCCACGGUGGAGACAUGUCGGCUUUCCAACAACACCAGCACAUUCAUCGUUUGUUGUCCAUGUGUCUAUUGAGAGGCUGCGAGUAACUCUUAUGGGUGGAUUUUUUAAACAAUGCUCUGACAGACAGGGGCCAUUGUAGUUUGUGGGCCAGGAUUCCUUGAUUUGUUUUUAUUUCAUUUUGUGCAGCUUUUACCACAGGCAACGGGAAUGUGGGUGUGUUAUGUGUUUGUCAGGUUUUUAUCAUCACAAAUGACUUGUCUUAGCUCUUCUCAGAAUUUCCAGCUCUUGAAUAAAGGAUUUUUCAUUGUAGGCAAACAGCUUUCCCGGGCUGUGAAGUUGAUUUUCAUAUGCUAAUUCUCUGAAUUAAUGAACAGUUAGCUGCUGCCAACCUUUAUAGCUUGAUUUUUUUGGCACACUUUUACAAACUUACAUAAUGGUUCUGGUUUUUAUCAAGCCAGGAGGCUGUUUAGCCUUUUUCAGACCCCAAAAAUGCUUAGCAAGUUGCUCUCUUUCAUCAUUUUAAAUUCACUAGAUAUCAUAAAACGAUCUUGCAUAACAUUGAAAUACUUCCAGCCUGAUAUUUGCUUCCACUUUUUUUUUCACCUUAACAACAGCCUGAAGCAAUAACAGCCUUAAGGUCCUCUGGAUACAAAUUAAACUUAAUAUAAAACAGAGCUGUGCUGGAAAGUGAGAUGUAUAAUUGUCAGUUUUCUUGCACUACAUUUGCACCUGUAAGUUUUUUUUCCUUUCUCCAGCAGAGUGGGUUAAAACUAAACAAGCUCAUCUGAUGGCUUAAGCUGUCAAUCUUUGAUUCUUAAUUGCAGUUUGUGUCUUCAGGCGCUUUGAAAAAGAGUGUUUGUGUGUUUGCGUGUUUAAGUGGAAGAGUGAGACUCGACAACUUUGCAAGACAAAUUGAACUGAUGCUCCAGAUGGGAGCAUUAAUAACAAAACAAAAAGAGAGUUUCUUUGAGUUUCUGUCAUAAUGAAUAUUAAUGACUACAGAGGCUUGGCACCAAGAAACCUGACAAUGACACAGAUAUUUUGUUGUGAUUAAUGCCUCCUCUAUUGAAAAACACUUCCUCACACGGCAUCUCCUGCUUAAAGCCUGGGAGACAGUCUGCAGGGAGAAAAGACCCAGGCUGUGCUUCAUGAGAAAUCGCAUUAUUCACACAUAAUAUAAAUCAAUACAGAGCUGGGGGAGUGUUUGAGUCAGUAAACAGCUUUGUGGAAACUUAGCGUGAGACAAACUACUACUGUCUUACAAUAGGGACCUUCUUAUUGAAAAAAAAACCUUCAGGUACAGACAGGUCUUUAUAAUAUUGGUGGUAGCGAUAAAAACACCCAGUUGGGGAUCACUUUAUUCAGACAGCCUAUGGUUAACACAAUGGUUAGCAAAACUGAUGUUAGAUAUAUCAUGUAUGAUUCAUCUCCACCAACCAUGUGAAAACAUGACUCACACAUUUAAUAGUUAUUAGCGUGGGCAUCAUGGUAACAUGGCAGCUCUGGGGUUGGAAAAGUCGUGAUUGGUCCACCAUGAUGGUCUCUACUCAAGUACCUAAAAUCAAAUUUCAAUUGGUGUAACAGCUGUUGGGUUAUCAAUCUUUUUGAAACUGAGAUUUAGAGGACACAUGUUAACCAGAUUGCCUUUUUUUAAAAGAUAAUUUUUGGCCCUUUUUUCCCUUUUUUCUAAAAUUGAGUGACAGGAAAUCUGACUGCAUCCUCCGUUCAUGGGGCACCUGCUCUAAACCAGCCAAACCAGCAUUGCAUAUCUAUAAUGGAGUACCAGAAGAGAGAGCCUUAACCUGUACUUAGGGGGACUCUUUGUGGGAUUUGGUUCAUGUGGUAAACCUCCCAAAACCCUGUCAGAAUAAUAGUCAUCGUCCCCCAAGUUCCAGACCCGGUAGAGGUAGAUGUAAAUAACUUCAUACCUUUGUCGUGGGAGUAUGAGAUUUUUUUGUGUGUGUUACUGUUUCGGUGUUUCUGUCUUUAUUAGAUAAGUAACACUUUAGAGAGACAGGCUGGAGUCAAACCCAUGUCCUUAGUACUUUGGGCACACGCACACUCCCAGCAGCACCCUGUAAGGUUUAAUUUUGUGACUCACAUUUUCCACAGAGUUUUGUGAAUCCUGGGUCGUCACAGCCUUCCUUGCAGCAGCAAACUCCAUGUCCUCAAGGAGAAAAAGGCAGAUAUAGCCAAUAUGCUAAGCUCAUGGGUUUAGGUUGCAGGUCAUUUCCCAUCGGGAUCAGCCGGCUCCUGCAGAGGGGAUGGUGAUAAGAGUGGAUAUUGGGAGCUAUGUAAACCUUGUUAAGCUGCCCCUUCUCUGUGUGCUGGAGGGUAAUCCCGAACACCUGGAAUAGUUAACUGGGAUUUGAUGGGAUUUGGGGCUCCAUGAGGCAAACCUGAUCAUGCCUCUGGUUAAAUCCAUUUCCACUCUUAUCUUUUCACAUUAUCUCUCCGAUAAUUCAAAGUCAAACCAACACUUACAUAACAGCUGGAUGAUGUUAUCUCCAUUCUCCAUGGCUGUAAGAAUAAGUUCGCUAAUAUGGCCUCUCAUGAUUUGGUUGUAUUCAUUUUGGCGCCCCCUGUGUUCAAACAAAUACCUCAGGGAAGCGGCCUUUAAACAAAAAACCUCAUACUGUUUUGUUCUAAUAGUGAAAUGUUACUCACUGUGAGUAAUUGUGAUGGAAAAGUUAAAAACAGGGUGUUUCCUCAACCUGCUGCCAGUUAUUUGCUCUGACACAUACCCCUCCUACAGUGUUUUCAGGCAUUAAUAAUAACUACAGUGACAUUGUUGCUUUUGAAGGUCAUAAAGGGAUGUCAGCAUCAGUAUGUCAGUUAAAACUCCUUAUAGCGCCUUUAACAUGCCAAACCAUAGACUGUAUAAAGCAUGGACAGAGUUUGCCUCCUUGCUGGGUGAAGCCACUCCGCGAACAGCACCCUCUGAUGGUGGGCUGCAGUACAGGUCAUAAAUCCCGCCUUCGCCUUAUGGGACUGUGGACAAACUUUAGAAAUUUAUUACACAGAACAUAAAUUUCCCUCCCCCCUGCUUGUGAUGUUGACAUGUAGUUAUUGUAAGACUGGUUUGUGCCCAAGUCCUUUUUUUUCUGUACAGCUCCGUUUUGAAAAGUCAUUAGGGGGUUCAUGUUUUCUGCGAUUGACACCUGGUACAGCCUAUGGGUGUUCAGGGAUUGUGUAGCUCUCCCGGGGGGAUACGCUGUUUAAGCCGAGCGUCAUCACAGGGACUCUCGGCGACUGCGCGGCCGAAUGCGCGCAUCGCUACUGCGCAACUCUGGUUUCAAGGAAGUGGAGAAAAACCCGGAAUUACCAAGAGCUUUUUGGCUUCAAAUCCGUAUACAGGCGGAAGGCGGAACCAGGUUGUCCAUAGUAUAUACAGUCUAUGUGCCAAACCUUUAUGGUGAACAUGAUAAAAGCAUCAUAUCCCACAAACAUUUGUUGACAUUAGCAUGUAGCCCAAGCACCGCUGUCCUUCAGAGAGACACAAAAGUGGCUGCAGACUGUAAGUGAAACAUAAUUACUUAUGCAUUAUGCUUCUUUUUUGACCACGUGGUGAAAUAGUGGUGAUGAUUUGUGAAAACACGGUGGAUGUGGUGCAGAGUUGGCAGUUUAAGGAGCUCUAAGACGAACUUGUUCAUUUUCUUUAGCUGUUGCUUUGGGGUUUUUCUUCAGUGUUUUAUUUUUAAAUUCUUUUAUGCAAGUCCCUCUUUUCAACUUCAUUUUACAAAGAUAAAGUCAUGUCAGCACGCUCAAUAAUCAUUAUCAGUGGUAUCACAUAUGCUGAAUAUCUGUGCAUAUACUCUAACAAGAAAACCUGUAUUUUGUUUACAUGUGAUGUGUUCAUUAAGUAACCUCCUCCUCCUUGUUCCCUCUUUUCUAGAUGUGGACGAGUGUGCAGAGGCGCUCGACAACUGCAGCAUCGAUGCCAUCUGCCAGAACACCCUGAAGUCAUACAAAUGUAUCUGCAAGUCAGGCUAUAAAGGAGACGGCAAACAUUGUGAAGGUACAAGUCUAACCGGAUUAAUGCGCUCAUUUCCACCUGUGGUUGGAGGCACAAACUUCUGCUCCCCUCUGUUGGAGGAUUUUUACAGUAGAUUGAAGCAAAAGCCACAUUUCUCAUGUUGAUUUGACUUAUCUCUGUGAAUGUAAGCCCCCCCUGGGCCGCUGACAGGCUCGAUAAGAGCUUCUGUCUCACUCAACAUAACUCAUUAAUUCAAGACUCUCCUGGAGAGGGAGGAGAGACGAGGGAGAGAGCGUCGGGAAAGGGAAAGCCAGGUGCAGAGUGCUCCUUUGUGACGAGAUGAAAUGAAGCAGUAAAUUUCCUACACAUGUUGGUGGAGAAAAUUAAGAUAGCGGCUGAAAUGGCAGUCAGAGGGCCUGCCAAGCUGUCAGGGAUAUUUCCACAGCCAGAGGAAGGCCUCAUGGACUGUCAGACACAAGUCUGUUUUUCUAACCUUUUUUUUUCAGUGUGCCCAAAGCCUCCGGAUCAUUAUAUCCCACAAUUUUUAUUAGUAUUAUUACAAAACCAUAUUUCUCAAUGUCAGUUUUUUCCCUCACUGUUAUUAUUCUUUCAUUUAGUUGACCGAGUGUUUUUCAUGGCCUUCUGCCUGAGGGUCAUAAAAGUUUGCCUUAUUGAAUCUAUUGUAAAAUAUGUGCAAGGUCGGGUUUCCUUUCAACUCAGGGUUUGUUGAAGGCUUCUCAAGGCUGAAAUACUGAGGAAAUUCUGAAUUUAAAAGCAAUUUUCAUAAAACUUGAAGGAAACACGAAUGUUUCCAGUAAUUUGGGGGGGAGAUUUUAGGACAACACUGUCUGUCUUGAUGUUAAAUGUGACCUUGCCGAAAAACUUUAAAGUGCAGUUCUCCACCAUGCUGUCUGUUAAAAAACAGAGAGCAGCUGAAGCAUAAAGAGGAUUUUUACUUUCCAUUCUGGUUGGCUUUUUCUCAUUUACAUUUAAACGCCUCCCCUGCCCUGCCCUGUUUGUCUUAAUGAUUUAUGGUUGGGUUUUGAUUUUUAAGUAUUAGUGAUCUAAAGGCUUGAUUCAGUGUUUCCUUUGGGGAUAGAUUCAAUUUCCUUUUGAGUUGAACAAAAGCUCUUAUCUUUAGAGGAACCACUGAUGUAUCCUCCACUGCCAGAGUAGAUGCCAUAUUUUUUUUUUGAUGAAAUUUAGGUGACUGUUUUAACAUUAAAUCUAAUUUUUCUAUCCCCCCUGGGCUUACUGGCAAGUAAAAAAGUCUUCAUGGUGCUGUUUAAUGUGGACAAAAUCUCUUUUCCUUGUCGAAUCUUCAGGAUGUCUUCAAAGUUUCUGCUCUUUUAUUUUGUUUGGCGAUACUUUCAAAGUAAUUCAAGAUAGCCUCAAGAUUUAUACAUGCUAUUCAAGUGAACAGAAAAAUAUCAAGCCAACUUUCACUGAAAACACUCACACUAUUAAUGACAAACUUUGAGUGGAACAUUUCCAUAUAAACUAUGUUCUAACAAUCCCUUUUGGAGUAUGAAAACAGCAGCGGCGGCUCUAUUGGAGGAUCAGACUUUAAAUUCAAUCACUCAGACAACAAUCAUUCACGUACAAGAUUGGUACAUAAUUCAUACGAAUAGUUUAACCCCCUUGAGUGAGAACAUUGACCUUGACAGAGCAAAUCUUUAAUUUAUCAGUUGAGAUCGACGCACGCUGAAUUAAGUUUCUACUGUUGCUGUCAUACCAAUAAGUUUACAUUCAUCUGCCAGCUCUUGACAGCAGCAGCAUCUGAUUUAAACUAAUAAUGUUGAUCAUGGGGUACGUAUUAAACCAGCACAUCACACUUUAAUUCAGUCGUUAUUCGGUUAUGAAUCCUCCCCCUCAGUCAUUACAGAGAUCUUAGAGGCUGAUAUCAAAUGAGCGAGACCAUCUUUAUUAAAAUCGUAUGAUCAAAACAACUCAAAAGAGAUUUUCAUCGCAUGUCCUCGCAGUAAGGAGAUAAAUUAACCCAUAAACAUGAGAAAUAAACAUUUAUGUUUUAAUAGAGAUGAGAACCAGCUUAGCAGAGGGGUGUGAAAAGUGACAAAUACAGCUGAAUAGUGAAAAGGUGAUUGCGCCAAUUAGAAGGUUUAGAUCUCACCCUGAAGGGACUCUAGUAGGCGUAACAACCUGUUCGUCAUACAUUAUCCUGCUUGAUACAAGUUUAUGAACAAAAUACAGAAAUAAGUUGGCAUAAAAGGUCGAUUUAAAUAUGAUUACAGUGAUUUAAAAUGGUUCAUUUUCCAAUUUAAAAAGAAAAAAGUACCAUUGAUUCCCAGGUCAGCAAAGUUUCCAUAGCAACAGAUUACAAGUCUACGUGUGAGAUGGAUAACAAACUGUUGCAGCUAAUUUAAAACCUUCGCCUGCUUAUUUGUCAUAAUCCAAAUUAGACUGAACUUCAUGUUAAACAAGAAGAACAGAACUACAAAUUUUACUCACCAGCGACACUGAUGUUGCCUGGAUUGCAGGACAGAAUCUUGCACCAGUUUCCCUUCCAGAGAUGAUUGGAGUCCAGUCACUUUUCAGACUACUCUCAUAGUUUUACCCUGUAACGACACCAGCUAUCCAGACCAGCCUGAGACGGACGCAGAUGUUUUUUAUUUUAUUUUAUUUUGUACUAUUUUUAAUGCCGAUGGUAAAAUGCACUGACUGAUUUGAUUGGGUGUGUAUGUGAGAUCAGGCUGUUGCCAGUGUCACUUUUGCUAGAAUUAAAUGUUAUUAUGGUAUUUGCUAAUUAGAUUUAAGCUUUUAACACAGCCUGGUAAUGAGGGAGAAAAUUGGGUAAUAAUAAGUGUUCUUUAUGUUAGAAAUGUUUUAAAUGCAAAACAUGAAGCAGAAUCCAAAAUAAUCUCCAGAAACAUAUGAAGAGUUGAGAGUCAUAUGAACUGAUUUAAUCUCAAUUAAUUCCAAAUAUAAAGGUUAAAAGUGAUUAACUUUCCUUUUAUAACCUAUUAUUAUUUAAACAUUUAUUAUGCAAAAAUAUGAUUUUUUCCUAUUGCUCUUAACAUUUUUUCCUUGACAAAGGAAUUGUUAGAUUUUAGGAAUAACUAAACUGUUAGAAAGACAAAGUCAGAGAUUUAUUUAAACUUUUUCUUGUAUAACUCUUGAAAAAGGCUGAUUUAUAUUGUAUUUACCAAAUCUUACCAGGAAACCUCAACAGAAUCUCAAAAUUCAAUCUUUUACAGUGAAGUCUUAGUUAAAUUGUUGUUGUUCUUGUCUCAGAGACAUAAUAGAGAAAAAAAUCUUGAGAUUGGUUUACAGAGCUAUCACAAAAAUCAAACCACAACAAAAUCUAAGCAGCUGAAUGAAAACCAUUUGCGCUGGUUGUUUCAGGUUUUGAGAGGAGUAGAGCAGCGAUGUGUGAUUGUUUUGCCGCGAUCGAGGAAUGACAGAGAUGUGUGGGAAGAGGAGAGGCAGGGAGCAGGAGAGUGUUUCUUUGUUUCAGCCUCAUCCCUCUGCUGUCACAUCAUAUAAAGCCUGGAGUGAGACAGCUUCAGAGAGGAGCUGAACGGCUGGGAUCAUCUGUGCUUAAAUGGGCCAGUAAGUGCGGGUUUGAAGCGCGCCGAGUUCUCAGUCCACCUUCUGUAGGUCUCCUCAGCGCAGACCCCCAACCAUCAUCGUAACCACAACAGACAACUCCACUCAGGCUGUCACAGCCUCUCUUUGUCUUCCUGACUCUGCUCUCACAUUUAUGUGCCACGUAUCUUCAGUUUGAGCCCAAUUUAGAGUUUCUUUAAUGGACACUUCUCCCCACUUACAGAGUAUGAUCUUUUAUGAAGGUGCUUGGUAUGUAGAGAUUGCUUAUUGAUAGUAUACAUUCACAUUACUAUUAAAAUUCCCCUGAGCAACCUCACUUUUAUACUUUUUUUUAGCAGUGGAUGAAUGAACAGUUAUGCUCUUGAAAGUAUCCACAAGUAUCGACCCUGACUUCACUCUGUGGAUUGCAGCAUAAAGCUUUUAGUACCCCAAAAUGCUGUUUCAGAGGCUUUUACACCCUGCCAACAGUAAAAAUUCCACAGAGGAAAAGCAAUAUAUUGGCAUAAGAACAGGUCAAAUUAUAGGGUAUUAAAUAUAGCAUAAAACAUGGCUAUAAACAUCAGGAUUUGACAAGAAAACAAUAUCAGAGCGCCUCUGGCACACGCCCAAGUUACAUCAGGAGCAGGUGAGCUACCUUAUUGCCACAGCUGGUGUCUCAUCUCUCUUUAUCUCAUAAGUGCUGUUAUGAAAGUAGAGAUGGAACAAAACUGAUCAUUUUAAUUCUCUGUAUUGCACCAAAUGGCUCUGUUUCAUCACAGAUUGCAAAGGCAGAUGUGACAUGUCGAGAAAUGCUCUUAAUUUUUUCUUGUCUGAAGUUUAAGGAGAAGAUAAAGUUCUCAUUUCUUUUAAGGCCUGAUACCAACCAGCAUCUCGGGGUUUAUUAAUCGACAUGUUUUAUCUGGUUUAAGAAAGCUGAUAUUGUGUUUUACAAAACUUAUAAUAUCAGAGGUUCAUGUGUAACUUUCUCAAGUCUCAUCAUAACAUUGAAGUGAGUUUUAGCAACCAGGAAGUGAGACCGAAGGUAAGUUCUCAUGGUGUUUAAGUAUGGAGAACAAUACCAUUAACUUACUUAAACAGGUCUGUUUUUCAAGCCAUAAAGAAGCAAUGUCCUACUAAAGUGUCAUAUAAACUGAGUUCUUAUCACACUUGAUUAUUAAAUGUCCAAAAAGCUGAGAAACUCUGCACAGAUCUUCACAAACAGUAAAAAUUGAUCGUGCCCCAGGAUUAAUGGAAAAUAUAUAAAAAAUGUGUGAUACUCACAAUUGAUAGUUUCCUUCAUAUUCUGAUUUACAUUUUUUAUCUAUCAAAAUGAGUUUUAUUAACAUAGCUGAGAGGUUUUUAGUUAUCCAAGUCAUGUUUCAACUUUUAUCCAUCUUAACGAGCUUUACCAACCCCUCAGUUCAGAGCUGAAGAAGCCUUCUGGGUGAGCGAUUAGGUGUCUUUUUAGACCUCUUACCAAGUUAAGUUGCCUUUGGAGUUAAACUCAGAGAUGGGGAUUCACUAAAAAUCGACUAAAAAUGUUAGCACAAAAAAUAUAUCUGAUAUCUGUUCUGUUUUAAAUCCUCAAAGUGUAGCAGGCGUGUGAGAUUCAUACAGAAGACGCCCACACACUUUUGCAGCUCUGGGCGGAUGAGCUCUUAGUUUUUGCUGCACAGGGCUGCACUGUGCACACUCUUUCUUACAGGGCACGGAUCAAUCCACACAUAAAGGAUGAGCUGGACUGGAAGAUUCCCCCUAUACCAGUUUAUGUGACAGAUGUGAUAUAAAUGUCCCAGAGCAUCCUCACAAGAGUAGCUUGUUCAGAAAAAACCCCAAAACAAAACAUGAACAGAUUGUACCUAAAGGAUCCAGACCAUGAAAAAAGUGUGUUUGAUUCAUGUCAUGUUUGAUUCAUUGAUGGGCAUGGCCUGACCGCUAACAUUAACAGACUUCAUUUUUAUAGAUAUCCUAUUUUAGGUUCAUCUAGAGGUGUAAAUGUCGUCAGGAUCACUUCAAUUUCCCCACAUGUCCAUCUUUUGCUCCUAAACCCCAGAUGCUUCAGGUUUUUACCAACUUGACAUCCUUGUGUAUCAUUUCUCUUCAGAUGUCGAUGAGUGUGCAACCGAAUACAACGGCGGCUGUGUCCACGAGUGCAUCAACAUCCCGGGAAAUUACAGGUGCACAUGCUACGAUGGCUUCCGCUUGGCACAUGAUGGGCACAACUGUCUGGGUGAGUGUGUGAUGUUCCGAAGUGUGUGCGCACUUAUCACAGCGCGGGUAUGUUUUUAUGUGUCAAGUGGUUUUUCGUAAUGCUCUAUAUUUUCCACUGCUGACUCAAUUAUGCAGGAAAAACGUCAUUAUAUAAGGCACUUUUGUCAGGAGAACAUGUACAUUAAACUGCAUGCUUCUCGCUCCGGCUGACAUUACCCAUGUGGCUGCAUAAAUUCACCCCUCUGCAUGUUUAAUGUCACAUCAUAGAUGGUAAUGUAUGUUCCAGCGCUGAAUUAAGAUCGCUGCAUAACAUAUUAACUGUUGCCUCAUUUCUCAUAGCAGGUAGCCUCUAAAUGUGGUCUCACUGAGACAGAAACAGACUUUUUUUUUUAAAGAAGUGCAAAGAAAAAAGGGGUGAAUUUAUGAAGAGCUUGACCCUGAGCUGGGAGCUCUGAGUGAGCUGUCAGUCGACCAUACUUUCCCAGGGUUUAAUAUUUCACCAGUGUGCCAUUCAUAUUAACCUCGUGGAGAAUGUGUUACACUGAAAAGGUUAUGAAAUGAGGGGAAAAAACACAGCUCUUCCUGCAUUUAGAGGCAGCUAAACAUAGAUAUUGACCCCCCUCUAGCCUCCACCUUUUCCAUUCGUCUGUCUUUCUACUCCUUCCUCACAGACUCAUCCUGCCUUAUUUUUUUGGUUUUUAAACCCCUAAAUUCGGCUGCCUCUCUGAAGUCAUCUCUUGUUUAGAUUUUAAUCUCAUUACGCCGAAUUUCACGUUAUUGAGACUUGUUAAAGUCCCACUCCGAUCCUUUUUUUUUUUAACUACUUAAAGUGUUAUCAGUGGUCUUUAAAUUGUGAUUAUGAAGUUUUUACCAAAAAUCUUGUUACCUAUGUCGUUUUCAAGAGCUUUUCUCCUGCAGAGCUCCAGUAGCUCAUUCGCAAUUCGCCUCUGAGUCGUGGGUCAUCUUCACGUUAGCUUGUUAAACACCUUAGUAUGACUCCAAUCGGAGUUUGAGAAAUCCGAUUGGAGUCGGAGAACUCCGAUUUAGACACCCAGAUAAUGCGAUUGGAAUUCGAUUUUCUCUACCAUGCAACCAGCGUAGUCGGAGUAUGAUUGGACAAUGCAUGUGCGUGUGCGCCAUAACCCCGGAACAAAAACACCACAGAAGAGGAGUAGCAUGCACCUCAUCUACAGAAAAACUAGCAUGUACAUCAUGUACGACAAAAACAACACUGUACGAUGCUCCAUCUUCUUGCUCGAAAAAGCCCAGCAGCAGUUGUAGACACUUCUGGCGUCUGGCACGGACCUGCUGUUGUUGUUGACAGUUGUAUGGGGUCAACCAGAAACAGUGCCACUGAAAAGACCCAUAUCGCCCCCUAGUUCUGGGGAGGAGGACACAUUAUCAUCAAUAAUUUGACUUUCUCAGCUGCAUGUGGACAAGGAGAGAAGUCGGAUUCAGCAAAAAAAAAAAAAAAAACGAAUUAUGAGCUUAGUCCGAUUAAACUGUGCAUAUAAACGCACUGACUGUUUCUUUAGCAUCAGAAAAAUGCCAAAUGAGUUCUAGCUGCUGCAAGUCUAAUGUAGGUGAAAGUAACAGCAGAUUUUAACAUUCGCGUUAAGUGAUGACAGGGAAACUUAUCAGCACUUCACAGUGAUUCGCUAUAAAAGGGCUCUUACAUGCAGGUACACAAGGCAACACGUUUAUAUCAUUCCCGAAUUAUCUUGAUGAACAGGGAUUAGGGAACACUGGUAUGUAAAACAAAUCUUUAGAUUGAUAAUGAACCCGUUGAGACUUGAUGCCGCCUUCUCUAACUCCCGCUGUAUUUUUCCCUCUUCCUUGCCUUUCGCUCACUCAUGUGCUCCUAUCUACAGUUUAAAGUGCAGCUAUUUUCCAAGCCAUUUAGCAACAGCAUUCAGCUGUGCAUGGAUCAUUUGCUUUGCUGUGGAUCAACUCCUGCUCCUGCCUUUCGUGCAGGUGUGUAAUUGCAAUAUAUGCUUGUGUGGCUGCCGCUGUUGCGUCAAACAGAGCUGCAUCCAUCAAUCCCUUUGAUGUAAUCUCUCAUAGGGAAACACACACGAUCGAAAACACAGAGCGAUUCGAAGCUAUGUCUUCUUCUGCCAUGUUUUAUUCCACUGACCUGCAUUCAAACUUCUUCAGAUGCUCAAGAAUCUCGGCGUUAAGGCGUACCGGAUGGCAUAUAUGUGUAGCCGUCAAGCACAAAUCCAACUCUUGCCCUGAGACCUGAAAGGACUCACAAGACCUCUUUCUCUCAAGAACUUAACUCAUGCUAAUGCCCUCGCUCUGCUCUGCAAAGGAAAUAAUCCCCAACACAAACACAAGAAAGGAGAGGAAGAGCCGGAGCAGAGGUUUCAUGUUAAGGCCCCCAGCUUCCUCUUCCAGGUUUAAGCUCCUUUUUGGCCCCUGAGAAAAAGAUUAGUCCCCUUGGCCCUGGAGUGGGGAGCCUAAGCAGCUGGUUCCCAGACAAGGUCAGACCCUCAGAGCCCCCUUAUAGACCAGAUGUGCCUCAGGCUGUACAGAAGGAGACGUUCACCUGAUCCUUAAAAGUUCACACUGAGUUUAGCGUCUGGGAUCUUUGAGGUCCUUCUCUUUGGAUUUUCUUUAUGUUGUUCUUCUAUAGCGCUAUGAUGAUUUCGCCUUAUAUCCCUUCUUUUAAAGCAGCGUAAACCCCCCAGUUGUGUCCACACCUUCCUCUUUCCUGCUCCUCCGGGCUUUUCCUCAGCCUGUAGCCUCCGCUCUGUGUGACUGUCAGCUCAGGGACGAGGCGUUACGCCAGCGCGCACGUCUCUGUAGAUGUCUUCUUCUUGUGCUUGCAUCCGCACGUGCCGCACUGCUCCUUGUAAUUGGAUGUGUUGGCAGCAUAAUGACAUUGGGCGGUGGCAGGAGGCGGCGGAGCAUGAAGCAGAACGCUGCCUUAGCGUGCCUCACCGGGGACGCUCUGGUUUCUGAGGUCUGCCCUACACCCCACAAAGAUGUCAGGGAGUCAGCAAGGUGGAAGCAAUGCAAUAUCACAGCGCGCUGCUCCUGUCUGCACAGAGUGAGAUGCCACUCACUGUAUAAUUUACCUCUCAGGGAACUAUUGUACUCCCUCAAAAGUCACUGUGGAGAAGAAGCGGAGCAUAUAAGGAGUUGAUUACAUCUUUUAUAACAGCCGUGACUAUUAUCUCGCCGAGGUGAGGGAGGGAUUGUAUUUAAUCAGCGCACCUCCUUUAUGGUGAGGCUGUAAAGGAUUUUUAGAGUCUUAGGAAAAACAGAGGAAUCAAUGUCAAUUUAAUCCAAAACACACAUCCUCUUUAGAAUGAAAACCAGAUGCAGGAAUGGCUAUUAGUUCCCCACUGUAGCAGCACCGUCCCCACAUUUAUGACCUAUGUGUUUUGUUUGAGGUCCUACAGAAACCAGAAUUCCCUCUUAUCACUGCUAGUUCAUUAAACCCUUCUCAAGUAGCUUAAUAUCAUAAGCAUCUGCACAAAUAUUCCGCUCCUCUGCAACCACAAAUUACAACAUGCCAACGCUUUCGGGCACCGAGAGACACGAAUAAUCAUAUUUCUCUCGCGCCCAUAAAAUGGAAAUGGCAGAAUCGCAUGCGGCAUGAGUGUGACUCACAAGGAGAGGCAUAAAAAAAGACAACACACAUGUGGGACUAAGUGUCACCAUAAUGCAAUUUGUUUGACUUUGCAUUGUUCGCAGUUAUUCAUCAUGCUCGGCUCCGUCAGAGUUAGAGUGCUGAUUUUGGGGCUUCGCUCUCGCGGCUCAACAGGCCAUGUUCCUUUGAUUUGCAUCGAUCAACACUGAUUUGGUUUGUAUUGAUCCAGCGGGGCUCAAUUCCCUGUGCAAUCUAUAGUUAAAUGAAUGCCCUUUUACUUUAACCUUGCCCAAAGACGUAUCAUGAUCUGUAACAUACGAGCGCUGACGUUAAAGCUCUGUGCGAUUCAAGAACGGCUUCGAAGUAGCUGCUUAGAAAAACGGUCCCACCAGGUAAUCCUUUCGAGGGUUUUGCUAAUUCCUGGAGGUAUGUCGUGACAUUGUUUUUUACUUAUUCAACUGAGAUGUCCUACACACAAAUCUUCAUUAGUCAUCCAACACAAAGUCCCUUAGCUGGGGCCUGAGUCCCCCGCUCUUGUAAUCCUCUGGGAUCGUGCUGCAGGGUUUACUAAUCAAACAGGAGGCCUCAGACUGAUGUAUUAUUGACCGGGUCCUGAUGGGAGAAAGUAGUCAUCAAAGAGCGUCACGCUGAUUUGCUCCACAGCCUCUUCCGUGCUCCUAAAUACAUUCCUUUCAAGUCUAUUGCCUACUCUUAGAAGGUGGCGUUGAAAACCUCCACACCUUUUACCUUAGCUGCUUUAAACCUUAAAAUCCUGAAUACACAGGGUUGAUUUAAGGAAAUGAUGGUCUGAAAACCCGUCACAUCUAACCCUCUUUACUUCUCUUUCUUUCUGUUGAUGCAAAUGUCCCUCUGUCCCUCCCUGUCAGCCGUCACUUUGCUUUUGUUGUGACAUGCACGGAUUCGAGUUUGGACAGGAGAGUCUCUCCACAGUUCAGAGGAGCAGAGCCGGAGUGAUGAGUUAAGGGACGGAUUUGAGACUGGAGCAUUAGCCGGCUCCUGAGGACUAUAUCAACACUCUUCCUCGCACGCCUCUCUUAGGAUUGUUCGGUCCCACUCACCAUGAAAUGAACAGUUCCAGCUGAGCCCACUGGCAGGGCUUUAGGGGGAAACUCAAGCCUGAGAUUGGGCUUAAGGGUGAUAGCAUGCAGCAGACUGGGAGCCGGCAGACGUCAGUGCAGGCAGGGCCUCUUGUCUCUUUGGCAUGAGACUAUCCACCCCAAACACUUAUCCCGGGGUUUUGUUUUUAAAAUACUUCCAGACUUUUGAUAGACGAACCCAGAAUUACCAUUUUGCAUGACAAUACCUCAGUUUGCUAUUUAGGAAGGGACUCAGUAAGAGCCUACAUUUGGAGUCUAACUUUUUGCUUAUUUAUCAGGAUGGUUACCAAGGAGACGGACACAAAAGUUUAAAAAAAGUCCGACUUCAAUCAAAGCUGUGUUAGGCUUGUUUAUGUAGCGGCACAAAAAUCAAGCCUGGAUGCUGAUUUCCGAAUGACAGUAAACAGAUUUUAUUCAUGUUUGUGUAGCAGAUGUGACUCAGCUGUAUUAAACACAGUGAUUCAGGCAGACAGGAAGUGCUGGAACUAAUAAAGUGUUCAAAGCUGAAUACUGUAAGUGUUUUCAUCCAUUAAUUUUAAGUUUCCAAACGUCACACACACACACACACACACACUCCUUUGAUUUAAAGGAGGUUGCGUGCUCCGCAGAUGAAAGAUCAGGACUUCCUGCAACAUAUCAAUUUAUACAACCUCAGCUGAUGUGUCACACUGAGCCUGAAUGUUAGGUUUCAGCAAUCUUGUCUGUGCACUCAGCUGUCCUCUCAUGCUGAGUUCAAACCUGAUGCCUGGCUUUGUGUUCACUCGAGUGGGUGAGGAAAUAUGCUGUGUCAUUGAACUCAAUCAAAGGGAGAAAAGAAAAAUCGUACUCUCUGGAUCUUGAUUUUAUCAGCUGCCUGUAAAUGUGCAACUCCUUCAGCACUGAUGUCUGAUCAUUUAACCGAACAGGAUGGUCAGCUUCUGCAGCUGUUUUGCUGCCUGUCGCUGCACAUGGCUUCGAUUUGCUGCCUUAUUAAAGAGUGUGCGCCUCUUCUACUCCUGUAAAUGAAAUGCCCAAAGAGGCCAGUGUCAGUCCACUCACCUCCUUGUCUCUGGUCUGUCUAGACCACAGAGCCAGUCUUGUCUGAUCCAGACAGAGGCCAAGCAGUGGGAUGGAUGCAGGAACAGCUUUGACAGCAGCAGUUUUUCACUCCCUCCCCUGCUCCGGGUCAGUGAUAAAUACCCCCGAAGUUGCUGAACCUUUAAAAAAAAAAAAAAAAAAAAAAAAAGCAGAGCAAAAGAGUUGAGCAUUUCUCCAAAAUAAGAGUUCAGGAGUUUCUGUAAGGCAACCACCAUGUUUACACGUCUCUAAAGCUCUGCACAAGGCCAAAUGUUAUAUAUACAGUCAAGGCUAUCUGAGAAACCAGCGGACAUGGCCUCUGCAAACACAACCAAUCUCUUAAUCUCUCUUCGUUUGAACCGUCCUUCGCCCUGCGCCUCCCCGAGUGAAGCAGGGAUAGAGCAGGGACAUGUCUCAUUUUUUAGAAGUGAGGCAGCCCUUUUAACUUGAUUAAGACAUUUUUUUUCCAUAGUCUCUGGAGGAUUUUCUAAAAAGUGUUUUAAGUCUAAAUAACACGAGCACUUUCUCUAGGCCAUGCCAGAACCCCUUUCCGCUUGGAAAUAUUUGCUUUGGACGCCAGCCUUGCCCAGCACACAACACAGGCAAUUAUGGGAGCUAUUUAAACAGGAGAGAUCUUCUGACAGGCGACGCCUCAUUUGGAGGGAUGAAGGAAUCAGGAAAUGAAACCUUCAUUGAUGCGCCGAGGGUAUGGAAAGAGAAUCCUCCAGGAUCACUGUGGCCUGUUGCAUUUCUCAUGGGCAUGUUGUGCAUGCGUUGAGGACUGUUGUGUUUGCACAAAAAAAGUAAAAGUUUGAAUUUGUUGGGGUUUUUUUUUGAGUGUAAAGAGAGAGAGUUUUUCUGUGUCAGAGCUUUUUUCUGUUUGAUUUGUGGAGUUUGAGUGUUUGGUGCCUGCUAACAGUUUAUCUGCAAAGGUGCAGCUGGAGGUUGCUGGCAGCUUUCGUCAGCUCAGAGGUCUUUUCUCUGCUGCUGCUGCCACUCUCAUGAUGGAGAAAAAAGACCGUGAGGUCAACAACACUGUCGAAUGAAAUCCUGCCCAACUAUUUUUUUUUUUUUCUGGGCUGUCCUCCCUUGACUCAGACUAAAAAGUUGAAAUGUUAACUUUACUGAGCGCUUUUUUUUCUCUGAUGAAUGCACCGCUUCACCUGGCUGCAGAGCGACGCUUUCCCCGUCGACCUCGGCUGACAUGACACAUUGUUUUUAGAGGAAAGAGACAGUUUCGCCGAUGGAAUGUGGGAAGAGGACAGCAGACUUGGCAAGCCGACGAGGGUCAUGAGCGCUACCUGCUAUUGACCUACUUAUCCACCCAAGAGGUUUCAGCCUCGCCAGGUGCCACUUUGCGAGCACAGAUUGUGUGUUUUUAUGCGUUUGGUGAAUCCAAAUGUCCCCGCAUUUCUGUGUGGAAAAAGAAGAAAGAAGAGGAGCCAGAGAAGUUUAAUUUCAAACUCUGUCGGGCUGAGAAUUCCCCAGAAAGGAAACUUAAUCUCUAGGCCUUCUCAGACUGGACAAAUAGACAGUAAAUUAGUUUCGCAUGACGGUUUAUUAAAAAAACGUCUUGUGUAUACAACGGAUUAUUGAUGCAUUGAGCAGAGGGGUGGAUAAGGUUCCAGUGUGGUCGGUACACAGGGACAGAGCCCAGGUCUCCGGGGUAAGAGGGAAUAUGGAGAGUCACCUCUAGAGCCACAGUGCAGUCACGCACAAGGGAGUACGAGGCCACUAAGUACUGCAGCGUGCCAGACGGAUAAAAACAGCGAAAAUGACAUUGCAAAAGAGCUCUCACUCUGAAAAUAAACAAAUAUAUCAAAAGAUUUAUAGAUGUCCCACUCCUACUGCUGUUGAUUCGCCUCUUUUUUCGUGGAGUCACACCAUGAGAUGAGGGGAAGAAAAGUCUGUGUCCUAGAAGAGAGCAGCUGGAGGUUCACAAUUCAUUACGAGUGGAAAUGAAGUCAGCAACUUUCAUUCGUGGUCAGUUUCCCUUUCUUGCCCCGAGGCAGGACGGGGCCUCAGGCGACACCUCUGGAAAUGCUUUUCUAUGCACUUGAGAUUGAUUCACAUGGUCGCCUGUUACCCUCCUGCUCCCCCAGACCCCCUUCAUUUCUCAUACUCUCUCCUCUUUCCAUCCCCCCUUACUCACCUCCCACCUCUUUCCUCUCGCCCUCUCCUUACAUUCUUCCCGUCAUGGGGCUGACAGACACUCGUCAUCAGCAGGUACUCCGGCCCAGGUGGAUCAGGUUUCCCACUUGCCAGGAGAUUGUGCUGCAUGUGCACAUUUAUGGCUUAGUGCUGCACAGUUGGAGGUUUUUAGUGCAACUCUGGUGUGCUGCCAGGUCAGAUAACCAUUAUGACAGGCCUGAGACACUCCUCUGAAUCCCUUAAUUUUUCUUCUUCUUCUUUAUAGAGGAAUUAAUCUCAGUACAUUUACUCAAAAGUGGAGGUACUCAUCAGAUACUUAAGUAGUCCAAUUCAUCCCCCACACACACACACCUGAACCUUUCUCUCUGCACACAGCUGCUUGAUUUGCACCCACUCUUCCCCCUUCAUCAGCAGAAUACUACACGGGUUUCAAAAGUUCGGGUUUUAUUAAUAUUCAGUUUCACAGCAGGGGUUCCAAAUGCUUAAGGAGGAUUGUUUUUUAAUGUGCAGCAUUUCUAGCAACAGGAGCAGAAGUAGAUGUGUAUUUGAUAGCAAAGGUUGCACCUCGGUACACUUUGAAGAUACUGUAACUGCAUGUCUGUGUAUAAAACCAGCAGAUUAUGUAAGUAGACCCUCCUCAUGAUGAAGGUUAAAGAAGACAUAUACACUCGGUAAUUGAUUGCAGAUAGCUGUUGGAUAAAGUAGCCCUCUCAAAGUUAAAUAUCAUCAAAAUUAACAAGUUACUUUGACAGCUUUAUUAACAACACGUAAUUACUUUUGCACCAUCAACCUUCUGUAGUUUUCUUAAUGUCGCCAAAAGGUGUGCCACAGGGUUCAGUUUUAGGACCCAUUAAUUUCACUAUGCUUGAAACUCAUUUUGGGAAAUACUUAUAGAUCUCUAUGCAGAUGAUACUGUUAUAUAUUGCUGCUAAAAUACUUCACCUCAACACUUAAUAAUUAGCAAACCGCAGUUGACACUAUUAAACUGCACCAGUCCCACUUCGGACUAGAUCUGCUGCAACUUCGGAGCCCCAUCUUAAGGGAUUUGUUGUUUGUUUACACCUCAGCUCUCUCCUUUUAUCUGGACUCAUUAGUAUUUGUAAAUCAUUAACCCACCAUAGUACUUGAUAAUCUUCUCAAUUGAUCAUCAUAAAUCUGUGUAAAACUUUGAGGUGGCUUAAAUGGAGCAACACCUGCAAGCUAGUCAGGCAAGCAACUCGAGCUGCACUGAUUUCACUCUUGACUUAAGCAUCAUUCUUCACAAUCAUCUGACAAAAAUAGUCUUUCUGAUUUGUCGGUCUAUUUGAGAUGAUAGAUUGCCUGGCCCUAGGUUGUCCUUGUGCGUCUUAUCAAUGACGUGACCAUAAAUCUUCUUUUUAUUUUUACACUUUGUUCUGUUUGUUGUCGACAUUGUACAAGCUGUUUACAUGCAUAUUAUCUUCUGAUCAUGCCUGUAUGCUUUACUGAUGUUACCCAGCAAAAUAAAUGUCAAAGUAUAAUAGAAAUGAUAACUUAACCAGUAGAUGGAUUUGAUUAUUUCAUUUUAUUAAUUUAAGAAGACAAGGCUGAUUUUGCAAGAUGACGUGAUUAUCUACGCAGAUGAAACAAAUUCAUUGUUUGAUUCAUAUCUCAACAGAAUUUAAAGAUACAGUUUUGGGUCAUGAUUGCUGAACUAAGUCAUUACAGCAAAUUUAGGGUUGAUCAGUCGUCCCCCUGUAGUUGCAUAAAUCGACAUAAUUAAGGUCAUUAGUCUAUGAUUUAAAAUCUGUUGCCAAAGUUGUCAGACACCAAGGGUGUACAGCUACAUGACUCUCCUGAUCUCUGAUAAACAUUAUGAAUAAUAAGCGGAAACAACCUUUUGUAUUCCUGCGAUAACAGGUUUAUUAUCUCUCUUUCUUAAGAUGACAAAAUAAUUAACUUGUCAUCUCGGGAUAAAGACAUCAGAAAUAAUUACAAGCGCUGCCGUUCUUGGCUUCUGUUUGUUCUUAUCAUCUCUGUUUGAUGUUGAUAUACAACUACUUGUCUUCUAAAUGGGUCAUGACUUGAUCCCAGAAAACCUUCAGCCAGACAUUAAUCUAUGAAGUAUUUGUUCCGUCUUGAAGUGAUCUUAUUAAUUUUGGUUUUUAUGCGUCUGUCUCCCGGCAGAUGUGGAUGAGUGCUCAGAAGGCAACGGCGGAUGCCAGCAGAUUUGUGUCAACAUGAUGGGCAGCUACGAGUGCCGCUGCAGAGAAGGAUUCCUUCUGAGUGACAACCAGCACACUUGUAUCCAAAGGCCCAAAGGUUAGUCAUGCAUGGACACACACAAACACACGCGAUAUUUGAUGAUUUAUGAAAAGCUGGAUAUCACUGAGUGUUUUAAAAGUUUGGCUUGAUGCAGCUGAAUCUUGGAUGUGAUGAGCUGUGCAGAUUUAAACAGUGAAUGGGAUCAGCCCCAACAGGCCUGAAUAAAAGGUGAGCAAAGGUAAGUGUCUGAAAUCUGAGGAGGGGUGAAAGGAAGACGAAAAAUGGGGAUAAAUCUCUCUGUUGUUUUCCUCCCACCCUUUCAAAUUGAACCAAUCUAGAGCUUGGCAGCAUUUUAAGGUAUUGCUGGCAUGAGAGUGGCCCUCGGGGGGACUGUGAGCAGAGAAAACAAUUAGAGGAGUAGCCUCAGGCAGACACACCUCUUGUUUAUAGAGCAUUCCUGUGGGAUGGAGACUUGACAGGAGAAGCUCGAGAGCCAACCUUCUCUCAGGCUUACUCAUCAGACACAGGAGCCCCGCACACAUACAUACAUUUAUAACGUCACGGCUGCAUUUGAAGUUAAGUAAGCUGUCAGGAAAAUAUCUCUGCUAUGUAUUUUGUCUGGUAGCCGUUUUCUUCAGGCCAUAAAGAGCAACAAGGCAGUGGUAAUAGUUUGUAAAAGAUUUACUAUGGUUUCUUUAAAGUGUCCUAUAAAAUGUUUUUAAAUCAUGAAAACGGCUGGUUCCUCGACUUUGCCAGAUUUUCCACUAUUUCGAUGACAAGCUGUAUUGCAGUCCCUCUUCAUAUGACUCAACUGUGGUUGAAGUUUGAGCACUUUUGUGCAGUUUUAAAGCUUUUUUUUUAAACCUGAAUUCUUGCCAAGCAAGAUAGGGUGCUUGUUUAUGUCGUACUUAUUCGGACUCCUGCAAAUUUUUGUAGUUUCAGCCUUGGAGCUAUAAGAACUUGAGUGUUUAUUUGUUUGUUUGUUUUUCCAAAAGGUCACAUUACAGUGAUGGCAUUUGAGUUUUUUAUUUUUAAAGUCCCCGUGUGGACUUUUUAGCUGGUCAUGAAACAGAAUGACAUUAUUACCGCUGCCUUUUUGUGACCUACAAACGCAACUGAGACCACAGACCACAAGAUUUAUAAUUCCUAUGUAGAUUGUUAAUUUUAAUGCUUGCAACCAACUCAGAAAAAGUUUCAGUGGCAAAGAAUAAAGAAUAAAUGAUUCAUUUGAUUGUCAAAAGAAAGCAGGAUGUUAUUUUUCAUGAGUAAACCAUGGUAAAAGACAGGCCACGCCAGAUAAAGUCUCUUCACAGAGGCUUUCAAACAACAUCAUACUUAAGAUUUAGAACUAUUCUCCAACAUUUCUGAGGAAAUCCUGCGAAUGGUUAUACAAGACAUUAUUUUGCUUCUUUAGUUUGUCACUUAACCUGUUGGUAUUUAAGUUAAUUUUAUGAUACACAUUAAAUAAACAUGUUUAGCUAACCAUUUGCCACUUGGAGAGUAAAAGCCAGAUCGGUUGAAUCAGACCCUACCUGAGAGUGCAUGCAACACACUUCCUGUUGCAGGCUCUUGUAAUCUCAGGCAUUGACUAUACUGCAACUCCUUACUGGCAGACCUCCUCCUGCGUUUCCAAUCAAACCUCUGCAGAUGAUUGCAUCAGGUCGUCAACCAGCCAGUAACAGCGGAUGUCAUCCUGCUUUUCGGUUCAGAACCUGGUAGUUUGGUGCUUAGAUGAUGAUGAUGAUGAUGAUGAUUGCAGCAUUGAUUAUAAUUUUGUGGUUCCAUGGUGAAAAUAACAUGUUGUAAGUUACAGCAGUGAUAAUGUUGCAAUAUUAUACUUAUAAUAAUAAACACUGUACAUUGCCUCUGGCACUGCAUGGCAGCUGUAUUUGUGAUUGGACUAUUGUUGCACUUACGUAUGUUGUUUCCUUCAGUCCAGAGCUUUUCUUGUGUCGUGCUUACUCUCAGAUAUAUGUAUUUUUGGACAAAAGUACAUAACAUGAAAAACUUGAGCCCACUAAGCAGUUAUUUUUAUUUAACUUGUGUUUUCAAACACUUAAAAGUUCCCGUUUGUCUGCUGGGAAAGUGCUUGGCAGCGAUAACACUUCAGAUCCAAGAGAGAGAAGAGAGACCGUUUGCCAGAUCUCACCAGGGAAGACAAAUCUGUGUCAUCAGAUUUAAAAACUGUGUGUUACUGACACGGAUCCAGAGUUAAUUUUAUUCUAAUAUGUGUGUCAGGAAAUUUACCAUACCAGAGUCAGCGAGUUUCUCUAGAGACGUGAUCAGUAUGUAAUGAAAAUUUAGUAUUUCAAGUGUUGCUUAAUCAUGAUGUAUACAAAAACACUGAUUCUCAUAAAACAUGAGUUUAAGUUCAAGUUAAACUUAUGAGGAAGACAACGUUUCUGCAACAUUGAAUCCCAAAUUUAGAUAUCAUUGAUUUUGUUGCUCGUUGUUUGUCACAUUGACCAAUGCGUUUGUUUUGUGUUUGGCGUAUUGGUCCACUGCUCAGAAAAGCAGCAGUAGAGAAAAUGAACAGCUGUUAUCACAAUCACAAAACAUAUUAAUUCCAAGAGUAAUUAUAUAGCUGUCUCUUGAGUCCUCAGUUUUGGCUGAGACUGUGUUGUGGAUCUUUUUGUUUUGGGCUGUAUGCAGGUACAGCAGGAUCUGAGAAUCUCUCUAUCACUGCCUUCCUGUUUUCCUCGUCCCCCCUCCGUCUUUAUUAGGUAACUGCUUACGCUGGGAGCCAUUAGACCGUAGUGUUCCUUGGUCUCCCGGACGGUGAACCGAGGAUCUUGGACGUCUGGUUUAUGAGAUCAGUCUGGCCUAGUGAACUGUCAAUGUUUACAUUUCAUAAACGCAGUGUUAUUUGAGUGGAGUGAAGAGCUGGAUCAUGUGUUUCAAAGCACUACUACUAUAUCAGUGCUGUCAGGAGCAGACUGUGAGUAACACUCGGGUCUCUCUUUCGCUUCCUAGCCUCUUUUUCGUCUCUAUAAAUGCCUCUCCAGUUCCUGUUAAUCUCCCAUUUUCAUAUUAAUUCUGUCUUUAUUGCUUCCAGAUGAGAUCCAUUUGGAUCAAAGAUUAAAGCUUGCCAUAAAUCUAUAAACUUCCUUCACACAUCAGAUAGCUUCCCUAUCAUUGUUUCAUUACUUCUGAAAGACUAACAGACAGAAAGCAGCUCAUCUGCUUAUUAUUACUGCUCUUAUUACAACAGUGUGUGUCUGCAGGAAAAUGGAAGCAGUGAGGAAUCAGCUUUGCAAUUUAUAGGACAAUAAGCCUGCAGAGAUGUUGUAAAUAUCGCUCUCCUUGUGAGCUAAAAGUAUUAUGCACAAGUGGCUAAGGGAGAAAAAAAAUCACUCUGAAAAUUAAAACUGAUCUAAUCUCCUUGCCAAGUUGGUUUAAAUGCAUCCUUCCACCCAUUCUGCCAAGGUUCCUCUUAAAGAGCGAAGCCUGGGGUGCAGUUUGCUCAUGAGCUUUAUUGUUCUCAUUAAAAAGACAUCAGCUUUCCAUUUCUUUCGUUAAUGGGUCAGGUGUUCCCUCGGCAACUUCUGCGAGUCUUUCCGGGGACAGUGGAGAGCUGGUCACUGCAGUCUGUGGCGCUAACAGUCUGUUUCCCCUGCUGGUAAGAAGCCCUUGUUAGCAGUAAGCCUGUGCCAAUUAGGCAGCAGGGGUCUGCCAGCCUCUCAGCUAAUGACAAGGCUGCUGCUGGCCUGUCUCUUAUUAGACCUGCCCCUGCCCCCCUGAACAGGAAUAACUCCGGCCAAAUGAAGGCUCCAUCCUCAGGCUGGACAAAAUGUAACAGUUCAUUUAUUCUCCCCAAACAUUUCUCCCAGUCAAGAAAUCAAGCCUUUGAAAUCCCAGCCAAGGUGCUCAGCGGUUGAUAGGAAUGCCAUUUAGGUCAAGAAGGGUUCCACUGCUCUGACUUUGAUUUAUUGUCUUUCUUAUGCAGAAGGAUAACAGGGACGUACUAUAUGUGCGUGAGACGGGAUCCAGCACAUUGGAAUCCUGGAAUUUCAAGCUCAGUCAACCCACACAUCCAUAAUUUUAGUCCUGUGCAUUUCUGGGUAUCCGGUUAGGCAAUUACUUUAAGUGUGCACUGAUGGCCUGUUGUGUAAGUCACAUACUGUUGCUUUUACAUUCACUCAUACUGUCUUCAUGAUACAUAAAACAUGAUGAUGUGAUUUGAAUUUUAAACACGAGCUCUGCUGAAUUCAUUGCGAGAAGGUUCAGAAAGUUGAAGCAGAGGCGGAACUUUUAAAAAGUCCUCCAGAUUAAAGUUUGUGUCAACCUGCCAAUCAAUAUGACACCAACGUGGCAGACAUGGAGCGCUGCGGGAAUUAGCACGAAAAAGAAAAACAGGAAAAUUGUUUUAAUGUUUUUUUUUUUGUUUUUUUUUACAUUUUUACCAUCUCUGACUUGUGUCGGUGGUUUUUAAAUAAGCUUUAGUUCAAUGUGUGGUUAUCACAAACUGUAGGGAAUAUCUGAUGUAGUUCUGGUAAAUGUCAUUAAAGUGCUCACUUCUACAGAUAAAGGGAUAUUCUGGUGUAAAAUUAAGUUAAGGUCAAACACACUGUAACACCAAAUGAGACACCCCGUCGAGAGAUGAAUGUUGCCAACCACUUGCUUCUCUAGUUAUACCAACUCUAGUAACAACCGCAUGAUAGCAAUACACAGCAAUCUCAGGAGCCACACGCUCAACCAAAACGCCACUCUCUAGCCACAAAUAAUGCUCAGAACAGCACCUAAUUUCAUCAACAGUACAUAUAGGGUCCCAGCCACAGUACUAGCCACCAAACAUCUUUUUAACUUUGCCUAAUUUUUUAGCAAAGAGACCAAACACAACUGACCUACUCUCUUCCAGCAGCCGCUUGUUUGUAGCGGGACCUCGACCAGUCUAUCAUCGACUGCAGCGGAGUUUCGCAGCUCAAGGAAGAACAUUUAUGAUCUUUACUUCAUGGAAAUGCAGUCAUACCAAGACACUAAAGCAGUAGAAUGACCGCGUCUGCAGUGCAAAAUGAUUAAUAUGGAAGUUAUUACUUUAGGGAAAUGAUAAAGAAAUAAUGCGAGUUUCGCUGAGGGGCUAAAUCCUGCGCUGCCUAAAAACAGAAGCUGUACUCCUUGGGGCAACUCAGGUUCAAUCCAAACCUGCAUUUCUUCGACCUCCCUCUUAAUUUAGGCCCGUAAAAAACUUAAAAAAUAAGAGUUUGCGGCUAUCAGAUAGCUGUCAUGAACUUGAAAUAUUAUCGCACUGCUGAUCGACAAAGUUUUGUUUUGUUGAAGUUGAGAUCUCUCUCCUGAAUAUUUCCAGAAAGUUUCAUGACAGCCAGCUGCAGAGAUUUACCAAGUUUGCCUAAUCACACAUGCCCAAGAGGAGGGUGGGUCUUUGGAGGCAGGAUAUGGAUCCUGCGGUUGUCAUUGUGUUGUUUUAAUGAGAUAACCAAGAUGGUGGAUGUUGUGAUGAGAGUUUUUUUGCCUUUUUGUCAGCGCUGUGUGCAUAUUUAUUUUACCAGUCGAUAAGUAGAAAAGAGUGUGAAGCAGCUACCUCCCUCCUGGUUGGCACACUAAAAUGUCAAUUGUGCAGCUGCUUAUGUGAGCGUAUUAAGGCUUCACUGUCACUGUUUGCUGCCAGAGAAAAGUCAGCUAAUAGGCCACUGCACUCCUAUCACAGUCGUGUACAAACAAUACAGAUCAUUAUAGAUAAACAGAAAGAAAGGAGGUCCAUCAUGGCAGAUACACUGUGUAUUACUUUGUUAGAAAUACAAGUUUUAAAUACAAAAAGUCCACAAAACUUGCACUAUGUUGCAUUCAUAUUCACACAUGCACAUAUUAAAAAACAGUUUCCUUCAAAACUUAGCCUUGGUGUUUUCCAAUUGGUCACCUGACUGUGGAUGCAAGCAUUGCACUUUUCUUCACAGCUCUUCCAGGAAAUGUUUACUUUGUCAAUGAGAAGCUCUUCCUGUGUUUACAACUUUCAUUAGCUUCCCAAAGGGUUUGUUACCCCUCGUGCAGCCCAAUGUCUUCACGGUCUCAUUCUGUCGCUCUCUCUCCAAUUCAAAUACGAACACAAUAGAGAAGAUGGACACACACACACAUACACAUACACAUACACAUACACACGCAUAAACACAAGCAUACAAGCACACAAUUGGGAAUUUUCAAUUCAGCCCCGCUGAAGGCACAUUCAGACACGUUCUGUUAUGACAUUUCGGUGCAGACCGUGGCAUGUUGACUUCAGGAUAUGUGUUCUCUGUGCUGGCCUGAGCUGCAGCAGUGUGAGGAAUUUUCCAAUAAAUAAAAUCAAAUCCAUAAAAAAAAAAAAUAAUAACGGUCACAUCAUAUUCCUCGGUUAGUAACGCUCCAACCAUGACGUUCCCUCUGAAUGAAUGAAACCUGGUACAAAAUCUGUAAACUUGUUCUUUUUAUUGUGGUUUAUUCUUAUUGUAGAGGGAUAACAUAACUUUAUUUCCCGCUGUGUAAUAUCCAUUAAGCAGGGUGUUGUAAAUUUUGAUUUAAGGCAGUAAUGGGCUACUAAAGGGCCAGUUCUCAUCAUUCCAAUCCGGUGACGCUGUUUUUAAAAAUGUCAAGUAUAUAACUAUUAGUAUUCAUUAAAGGAGAUUUUUAUGCAUUCUUAUUCUGUGCUGUGUGCAGUUGUCCUGCUGUGUAGAAGCAGGCAUAGCUUUUGCAUGCUCCCCCUGUUGUGUCUCAGCAGGCCGGCCUGCCUGCCUGUCUAUGCAUUGGCCACAGCACUGUUUUUACAAGUGUAGAAGUCACUGCUCCAUUGCUCUGCAGCCCAACCGUAUAACCAGGCUCUUUUCCUAUUCUUGGGAAGUGGAGCAAAGGGAACGCCUCGAGCUCCCUUUGCUACCUAUUAAGUCUCUGCGUCAGUCCAGCAGCAGGGACGAGGACAUAGGGGACACUUUCCUCUGUGUCUGGUCUUCUUCUGUCUAUCCAUCUCCUCCUCUAACUCUCUGUGGUUAUCUUCUCUCAUUCCCUCUUUGUCCAGACGUUACCAAACCCCAUGCCUCCACCGCCCCCCCACCCCCACCCUUGAACAAAUAUACACCAGUGGCUUGGGCUUCAGCAAACGUUGGCUGCCUUGCCACUGAAUUCUCCACAGCUCAUUUGAGACGGGCAUCCCUUUUGGUCGUGGGUUUGUCGAAGGCCAUCUCUAAGCUGGCUGGCCCAGCGUGCUGCUGCGGACUGCCUGUGUGCCAGUGGGGUUUUUCCACUCACACUUGGCUGUCAUGGCUUUAACCAGAGAGCCAGACUUGCAGCUUUGCACAGACAGAUGCCUUCUUCAGCUGCCUCUCCCCUUUGAUUUUGGAAAGAAUGCGUCUCUAAUAACAUGAUAUGUCUCGUGUCUUUGUAUGCCUUUAUUAAAGAAGGCUCUGCAGUGCUGUGCUUGCUGUGGAGCCUCCUGUACUGCGAGGAUAGCUGUCUCCUUUGGGACUGCGCAGUGAGGUGACCUUGAUAGAACGAGAGGAAGGGAAGAAGGCGAGAGUGGCACGUCCCCAGCAGGUGCUGCACAACUGUCUGUGACACAGAUGGGCAGGUGCACACGAAUGCGCGUGCAGCAUGCAUAUAUUAUGCAAAUACACCUGUGAACUGAAGCAUAUAUAUACAUUCACUUUAAACCCACAAAUUACACACACUUUCAUAACACUGCCCUGAGAGGAACUGUCGAAAUGAUAGAUAGUCAUAUGCAUAUCACAUAAGCUUAUCUAUUACAUUUGUGCCUAUUUUUCCAGAGAAACUCUCUAAAAAUACCGUAUAUCACUCAAGACAGCUGUAAAAGAAUACCUUCCUUUGGUUGGAGCACAUGUUAACUAAAUAUGUUUUAUUUUAGUCUCAGGAGCAUAGUACACUCAUAAAAGUCAUUCAUUAAGCACUUUGGCAGAGAUAUGUAUCCAUCUAGAAUACUCUUUGCUGUCUUUUCCAUUCUCCUGUUGUUUAUGCUUUCGGUGGCUCCUCUCUGAGUAAGUGAGUGAAAUGAGCAGCCUCAACAAGGCCUUUGGGAGCCGCCGGAGAAAAUCAGGGGCUCAAACAGCAGACCGAACAGUAGCACUUGGAUGAAUUCUUUCUGCUCCCUAUGAGCGGAGUCUGGAAGGGUUUCUUUCAUGACUGGCUGGCCGCCUCGUCGCCUCGUCUGUCCAUCUGUGUCACAGCUCAGCCCCAAUCCAGUCCGGCUCCUUUCCCGUACUCUCUUUUUCAUGCGCUGACAUUUUUAUCCUCCUAUUAAAACUUUUAAGGGCCCAUUAUCUAAGAGGAAGGAAUGCUGCUUUAAUAGUGUGGUGGCUCCAUGCUUAGGCCCCUUCUUUUCAGUUUGCAACCAACCGACUACCUCUAGCUUGCUGUUUAAUGUUCGACAGCCACUGUCGAGCAAAAGAGGGGACUGUCUCCCAUCUAAGAUGUGCGACGGCAGCUCAGAGCGGACAGUUAGCCCUCCUUUCACCGCCUCGAACACUCUGAGCAGACCAUAAACCCUUGGCAUGCCUUCCACUACUUCAGCCCUAUUGUUUCUCUCACUUCACUACUCGGUUUUUAGGUUUAAGAGAGCUUGCAACCCUGUAGUGAAGAACUUGUGGCCCCCUUGGAUCUUUUGUUCGAGGAUCACAGGAGUCGGCGUCUUGGCUGGAGAACCAUGUUAACUUUCCUGCUUUUGAGCAGUAUCCUCGUGUGGUGAAUAAAAUGCGCAGCCCAGUGUUGAAAGAUCCAGAUCCUGAAGCUUCUGUGCAUAAAAUAAAGUCCAAACUGAUCAUAAGCUCAUGAUUGAGAUAUCCGUUUGUUGAUUUUUAGCUCACAAACGUUAGAGUAAAAGUUGCCAACCAUCGGUCCAAGUUUUUAAAACAUCUGACUUUUGCACAGGAGUUUCCACCAUUAGAAAAUUCAUAUGUACCUUUGCUGUUUUGUCCAAUUGGAUUUCAAAAGUCAGAUACUGUAACCCCCACUUAAAGCCAUGCCCUCCAGGCGAUGUGGUUGAUCUCACAUAUUAAGUGACUGACGCAGCGACAGAAACACAAAUUGAUUCUGCUUCAAAGAUCGAAAAAUAAUUUUCUUGCUUCACCCCAAGGAUGAUACUUUUAUUUUCUUUGCGUAUAGAUUGAAAAAAGGUAGGCUGUUGUUUCUGGCAUUUAGGACUCUGCUAAAACAAAUCUAGUUUGUAGGUCCACCCCCUUAUUUUCUCAAAGGCUCUUUUAAUAAACUUAUCGAUUGAAAAAAAGAAAUCAUAUUCUGCCGAAGCAAGAACAGUGUUUUUCUUCAUGAGAGAUUUCUCGUUCGUCUGUUUCUCUCUCUUUCCUGAUUUGUUUUGCGCGAGGCUCUGUUAGAGGUGAUUACAUGCGUUUCUGUGCAUCAAUCAGAGUCUGUUAAUAGUUGGUGGGUUGUUUAGUUGCUAUCAAUCAAAGCUGACAAAAACACACCCACACGGAGCAGUUCAUUCAGGUUUGUUUCCUUACUCCAAAGACUGUGAGAUGUUUUCAUGUUGUGUUGAUCCUUGUGACCUCCUCAGAUGUAUUCAAUCGUACUGCUGCUUCACCCACUGUAGGAAAGAUAUCACUCUUCUGAGGCAUGUAGUCAUAUAGAGGAAGCUAAUGAAUGCAGUGCAGGUCUUCUUUUUAGACUGCAUUUCUUUGUCUGAGACAACAAUUUGCAUAAUACAGAGGGAGGAUUUAUUGCUUUGUAGCUUGAUAAAAUUAUAGACUGUAACAGAACAACAGAGAGCGUUAUAAAUUCUGAGUUAUUAUGGUAAGUAAGCUGAGAGAAGGUGACCAGACAUACUGAUUUAUUGUUACCUGUCAUCGUCAAAGCAUUCAAACGGCAUAAACAUUAAAUCCUGUUCAUGCUCAUUUUGGUCUUUUACCUAGUCCCUCUCCGAUAGUUCUUUUUUUUUAAUACUACUAUGAAGUUUUUAGCCGAAAUCACGUUACCUGUUGUUUUCUUCUGCAGAGCUCGAGUAGCUCAUUAGCAAUUCGCCUCUGAGUCGUAGGCAGAGACAGUGCUGCUCUGCGCACUUCUCCUCGAGUUAGCUUGCAGCCUAGCAUUGCCGGUGUCGUAGAAGAAGCAGGUAACAUAGGAGCUAUUCAGCUUUUGUACACUAAUGUCUUUAGGGCAGGAGUGGGCAAUCAUGUGCCAUGGAGGGCCGAGAGGCUGAAGGUUUUCUUCCCGACCCAAAACUCCACCAGGUGAUUUCACUGAUUACCUCACCUCCAAGCAGAGAGCAGAGACUAAUCAGUGAAAUCACCUGGUGGAGUUUUGGGUUGGAAAGAAAACCUGCAGCCUCUCAGCUCUCCAUGGCACAUGAUUGCCCACCCCUGCUUUAGGAGAACGAUGGAAGUUAAUAACAUAAUUAGCUUUCUUACGAGCAUUGCAAUCCGCUAACGCACACGCUUGUUCCGGGAUCGUCCUCUCUAUUUCUCCGAGCCUUGCCUGCAUAGUGGGGCUCCGGGGGUGGCGCUUGGAUUGGUUACGUAGGAAAUUUUACUGUAUCUGAGUUCCGUUUGGGUCUGCCAGAGAUUCCCAGAGAUUUGAAUGAAGAAAUACUCAGAAAUGCAAUUUCACACUUAUUUCUCUCAUUAUAUGUCCUGUAGCAUCAGAAAAAUGCCAUAUGAACAUGUCGACAGUAAGAAAAACAUGAUUUUCAUCAAACAGGAUCUUUAAAGCCCAGGUUUUAAAGUUUCCAUCAAAACAGUAUUUCCUUUUGUACUAAUUCUGUUACAUAAAACAUAAUAAAAUGAAGAUAAUUGAAAGUAAACAACAAAUCUGAAUGCCGGACAGCUGAAUAAAAUCGAUGUUGUUAUUGAUCUAGUUGUACUGUUAAGGUCAUGAAGAUGCAGGUAUGAGAGUAGAAAUAAGUGAAAACUCCUAAAAGUGCCUUUAAAAACGUAACCCUAAGCUUUUACGGCUUUGUUACUGAAAAAAGUGUCAAAGAAAACAUGUGAUGCUGUUGCAAAUGCAGCACAUCACUCCGCUUCUUGACAAGGCUAAGGUCAAAUAUUUGCUUCUGCUAAAGCAACAGCUUGAUAGUAAAAGCAAUUAUGUUUGCCAAGCAAGAUCAAUACCACAUUGGCUAGCAAAGCAUUUGAAGUAACAGCGAGCCUAGCUUUGUUCAAAGCCAACAAAACAACUCUAAAUCCACUCUUAAAAUACAUAAAUGGUGAACAACGUGGUGAAAAUAUGUUUGAAAUAUGCGUGCUUGAGCCAGGUUAGCCAGCUGUAGUUCGAUACCCAUCUUUAAAACCAUUAGAGCGGCCUUGUUCUGUGCAUCUCACCCUCAGAAGAAAGCAAUAAAGCACAUGUUCCAAGAUUUAAAGCCUAUCCUUUAACACAUAUGCUUUUAUCACCUAGUUUACUACACAAAAAGGGAUUUAUGAGCUUCUGGCAACAGUAUAAACUGUUAGUGUUGGGCACCUGGGUCAUGACCUGUCCUGGAGGAAUAAAACUGUGGCUCCUUUGCAGAGGAAACACUCCUACUUGUUUUCUCGGUUAAUUGCAGUGUUCCCUUUUUACCACAUGUGCUUUAGUUUUGAUGACGCCUGUCUGUGUCAAACCCAUAUUCACAUUUGUUAGUCCCCCAGUAGCUGUUUGUAAAGACUCCUUCUGAAUUCCAACAGCUCAGACUCUAUUUCCUGUCCAGUUUUCUGCCUGUAAAGUGGCCUCUGAUGGGUUUGACUUUUUAUGUAUGGGCUUAUGUUUUGUGGGUGAGCAGUUUGUUCAAGGGGAACACUGCACAUAUGAUCCAUUUACUUUCUCAUCCGCCUCCUUACAAAAGGAUGUUUUUCUUUCUGCUCCCCAUCAUUUGGUAAUGAUAAAAACUGGCUCCAGUUAGAGGGAGCAGCACGUCGUAGAUGAUGGCUUGCCUCAGCCUGCAGAAAAGGGCCAUUGUGUCAACACUUUAGCUUUUAUUGGUCCUAGGAGAAAUGAAGGCCCGGGUUCCGGCCUGACAUGUUAUUGAUGGAUUGGUCUGUAGUAUUUGGGCUGUGGGGUUGCAUAAAAAUCAAGGGGGAGUGAAGUGAGUUUUGGGAUGCAUAAUAUAACCGUGGCAAGUAAUUUUGAGUCCAUCGGGGUUACUUAGUUUGAAAUUCAAUCCUCUGUUUAGAUGUAUGUUUCCAGAUCUUGCCCUCCAUGGACAUAAACUGAAGGAAUAGGGAGCACUGAAUUCCACAUCCUACUUAAACAUCCACACAAUUUGCAGAGAAAUUUGCAGCACUUUACCGCUGUUGCUCGUGAUUUUACUUUUCUCUUUUUUUUUUUCCCCUCGGAGUAGGAGCACCAGCCGUGUGUUUGUUCUAGGAUGAGCCUCUGUGUGGUGAUGUCUGAUGCUGCUGCUGCUGCUGAAGUUGGUGCCCGAUAGCUUGUCCUAUCUGCAAGAACGACAAGAGCUCAGGCAGAAAGUCUGAGAGGAUUGCGUGACCUUGUGACACUUGCUGACAGGCUUAAAGCGAUGGAAAGUAUUUAACCAGGAGGUCAGAAGUUGUCUGUCAAACUCGCCUUGUCAGCUACUUGAAAAGUAAAAGAAAACUCAAAAUAGAUCUCAGCCGAGAGUGGAAAUACAUAAGGGGGCAGGAUGAGUUCUUGGCAAAACAUGUGGAAAACAAGAGGGCAUAGUAAAGGGAGGCUCUGAUUGAGGUAAUUACAGCACAUGAUGAGAAAAUAAUUAAGGAUCUAAUAAUGUAAAAAUGUUGUCCCUGUCAAGCUGAUUGUUGCAUCUUGUAGCCCUCGAGGCACGAACAUACGAUGGCACUCCAUUGUCAAGAUUCGCACUCGUAUUUCAACUCAAAGAAAAGGGUAAGCAGGGUUAUACACGCUUUACUAGGUGUUGACAUUUCCACACACAUAUGCAAAUAGUUAGAUUUAUAGCAAAAAGAAGUUGGCUAAUUAAGAAAGUUAGACCUCCAAACACCCUUCAGUGCAACGGCAGAUUUAAUGAGACGUUAAUGGAGACGUCUCCGUGCUCACUGCCUCCCUCUUCACCAGAAGAGAAGGGAAAAGGAGAGAGAUGUGUUUGGUUUUUAAUGAGCAUGAGAGCCGGGGUUUGUCACCGAGUCUGCAGCCAUGGCAAAGUUUCACAUCGAAUAAGUCAAAUAUCAGUCUUCUGCCGCGAAAGGGGUGGUGUUAUCGCAGUGCAGGGUGUUGCAGAAGAGGCAUCCGCUUUGUGUAAUAAUUUAUGACGCGAGGGGUCUCAAGUCAUGGAAAUGCAUGCUCGAUUUCUCUUCCUCAUCAUGAAGCAUUUAUACAUCACACAGAAAUGAUGCAUCUUUGUGUGCCAUGUUUGGAGAAACUUUUAAUUAUACACAACCUUUUUUUUUUUUUGUCUUUUUUUUUUCAACAUCUUGUGCGCAACCUUGAUGACUCAUGAGAGAGCCUCUUUUGAUCUGCAGUUAGACUUUUUUUUUUCCUCCCAGAGUGUUCCUCCUUUCUUUUCUUUAUGGGGGAUUACCUCAAUUAAAAUUACAGGUCUAGGGGAUCAGCUCCUGCUGGGAGUUUUAUCCUUUUUGUCAGCAGCCCUCCUUUUAUUAGCCUGAGCGGGGAGAGCAUGUUCAAACAAGCGCUUGAACUUUUGUAAAGAGGUACUGGGCAUGUCAGUCACCAGAAGUAGGCAUGGGAUGUGACUCAGGGUCGGGAUGCGUGACAGGCAUUUGAACAUUUUUACUCUGUGAUAUCUCAUUCGACGUUUUUGACUAAAUGGUCUUUAAGGAUCCGGAGUAAUGUGUAAUCUGUGGGUCACUAUGAGAGAUAAACUCACUCCUCUGUGUUUAUUUGCAGUGCAACCAGAGGGCAGUAAGGAAGGACCCACCUGCAUGGACAAAAACCACGGCUGUGCUCACAUCUGCAGGGAAACGCAGAAAGGUGGCAUCUCCUGUGAGUGUCGACCUGGAUUCCAGCUCACCCGUAACAUGAAGGACUGCAAAUGUAAGUGGCGUCGGCCCUCAUGCAUGGUCCCCUCUCAUCGGAAUAGACACAUUCACAGGCACACAAACAGGAAGACUAUGAGAGGGAGGAUUUAUAGGCUCCUCGUGAAAGGUUAUCAGGGUAGAAACCUGCCGAUGAUGGAUAAUUACACUCAUUCCACGAAUGCCUUCCAACAGACCUGAAGUAGCAAACUGACAUUUAUGUUACAUUACCGGGCCGUGACUAAUCUCCUGAACAGUCCUUGUAAAGAAAAACAUGUUUAUCAAACAAGAAGCGAUCAUUUACACAACCAGGGCAAGUGUGGAGGUUACUCGAAGGGGACCGCUCUGAUGGACAGCGCACACUUCCUGUUGCUGUGCAACCGAGAUCAUCCUGUCAGAGCCGGGGCCGGGGCUGAUGGGGGAUUUGUCUGUGUUUGGAUAAGGAUUGGAGAAGUGUUAUUCUAUAGUUUCUCUGUGACAGCCCAGGAAAAGGGCAAAAAGGAGCAGGGAUGGUAAGGUGCAGACAGGAUGGCGGUGGAAGCGUGCUCUUUUUCACUCUGUCAUCCCAGGUGUGUUAAAAGUGGCGAGGUUAAGGCUCCCUCAGCCUCCAGGCGCAUAUAUGUAUUUGCACUGACAGACGCAUCCAGGAACAUGCGCACCGACACCAGAAAUCAUACCCUUCCCAAAAAACAUGUAAAACCGACACGACUCAUGCACUGUUCAUUCCACAAAAUGAUAAAAAAUGUAUUUACCUCAAGUUUUUGCUCAUUUUGCAGAUUUAAUGAAAUGCAUUAAAACUGAUUCAGAAGCUUGUGGGCUUACAGACUUAUCAAGUGGCUCAUAAUGAAUGAGCAAGUUCAGUCUCUUGCUUAAGGCCACCUUGAUGGAGAAAAAAAACAAAAAAAAGAACGACCUUUCACUUCCUCUGGGUAGUAGUGUAUGAAUUAAGUCAAAGUGAAAGUAAAGUAUGUAAAUGUCACGACCAGAAAUACUCUAUGUAAGGCAUGCCCCUCUUAAAGGAAUAUUCCGGCAUAAAAUUAAUUUAGGGGUCAAACACACGUAACACUGAGUCAGACACCUCAUCGAGUGAUGAAUGUUGCCGACCGCUUGCUUCUUUAGUUAUACCAAUUUUAGUAACGACCGCACGAUAGCAAUACAGAGAGUCUGAGGAGCCAUAAACAAACCUCAACCAAAAAGCCACUCUAUGGCCACAAAUAAUGGUCAGAACAGCACCUAACUUGAUCACACAUAUAGGGUCCUAAACACAGCACUAGCCACCAAACAUCUUUUUAACUUUGCCUAAUUUUUUAGCAAAGAGACUAAACACAACUUACCUACUCUCUUUCAGCAGCCGCUUGUUUGUAGCGAGACCUUGGGCCAGUCCAUCGCAGACUACAGUGUGGUGACGUAGCUCAAGGAAGAACAUUUAUGAUCAUUACUUCAUGGAAAUGUAAUCAAACCAAGACGCUAAGGCAGACGAACUACUGCGUCUGCAGUGCAAAACGAUUAAUAUGAUGAUUAUUACUUCAAGGAAAUGACAAAGUAAUGAUCAUAAAUGUUCUUCCUUGAGCUGCGUCACCCCGCAGCAGUCUGAGGUCUCGCUACAAACAAGCAGCUGCUAGAGGAGAGUGGGUGAGUUGUGUUUCGUCUCUUUGCUGAAGAAAUUAGGCAAAGUAAAAAAGAGAUUUGUUGAUGGCUCCUCAGAUUGCUGUGUAUUGCUAUCCUUCAGUCGUUAAUAAAGUUGGUAAAACUAGAGAAGCAGGCGGUCUGCAACAUUCAUCGCUCGAGGGGGUGUCUAACUCGGUGUUACGGUGCAUUUGACCCUAAAUUAAUUUCACGCCGGAAUAUCCCUUUAACAUACGAUUUGGGACUAUGGGAAGCUUAAUUUUUCUUUAACGCUCUCCAAAAAGCCUAGUGCAGCCUGAAUUGAACCUGCAGUAUUGACUUUAAAUCAAAAAUAUAAAAUGAGAUUUAAUUCCAUGUGUUUUAGGAAAAUCUUCUGUCAUUUGGAAACCCCAGUCAAAUACGCUUCCCUAAAGAUUGUGUUUCAACCUUCAUGUGUUCUUUAUAUUAACAAUGUACUCUUUGAUAGUGACGUGCAACUAUGGUAACGGGGGUUGCCAGCACAUCUGUGAGGAGACAGACCACGGCCCCAAGUGUUCGUGCCACAUGAAGUUCGUCCUGCACAGCGAUGGAAAGACUUGUGUAGGUGAGUCACCUCAUCCGGAUACAACUACCAAAGGCAACAAAAUAAUAGCUUUGGAAUUAGAAUAUGUUGAGACACAAAUUAAGUCGGCGCCAGGUUUCCUACAGCCAAUUUAAUUAAUGUUUGAAAUUAAGUUUAUGGUGAUAAAAGUUUGGCUACAGGCCUUGUUACAGUAGCUGUAAGCUCUGAUCUGUGACAUACAAGGACAAAAGGCUACCAUCCACUGUGCUUUCUCUUCUGCUGCUGCUGCUGCUCCAGUAACCUCUCAGUUCCUGCACCUGCUUCGACUUCUCUCCCUCCUCCUCUUCCUCACUGGACACUGUACAUCAGCUCUCACUGUUCCUGUCUGUCUCUCAGCCGUGCAGCCAGAUACACACCUCCUAUUAGCCCUUGGGUCGAUUUCUGCACAGCUUCCCGUUGGGGAUUAACUCACACACACCUGACCUAACCUUCCACUGACAUUUCUCAGUGUUUGCCUCAGUUGACUUAAGUUGAGUAAAAAUCAUUCAGCUACUCAAGCAUAUUGAGCUGUUGUGAAGGGCAGCGUGUCAUUAGGUGGGACCUGUAGGUGCGGUGGAGUCGGAGCGCAGGUUUCGAUAGACGAGAUUGCGUGUAGUCAUGCAGACUUGCUCAUUUCAUUGACAAUCGUGGAAAACUGAUGAUAAAGUUAGCCAAGUGGAAAUUUUCAACUGACUAUUAGUAUAGACAAGCUUUUAUUUGAUCCACCUACUUAACCAGAGUGUCACUAAUAGUCUCUGUAUCUGCUACAACCUUAUUUAAAUGAGUACAACAUGCACUUUGAAGUGUUGUUAACCUGGCUUUUAUAGCUGAAGCUCCAGUGAGGUGAAUUGGACAUAUUUUCAUUAGUAUAUUGGAAGCUGCUCCAUCCCUGGUUUAAGUGGCUGUUCAGUCUAAGAGCUUGGUUUGGAUAGUGGCUGAUUAGCUCAGUGUUUGGAUCCCCUUUAUUACCGCAGCCCUGAUGAGAACCAGACCUGUGUCAAGGUCUGGUCAGCCAACCUGUCAUUAUUGCCGUACCCUGCAAGGCCACAAAAGCGACCGCAACCAAAUUAUCGGGGCAAAGGUACAUUUGGUGUGCCAGAUUAGGGAUCCAGUUCAGACCUCUUUCCCCCCUUUAGAGUCUGGGGUUACAGAGGUGGAGUGAGGGCUGCUUUGCGGUCGACACAGGGGCGCUCUUUUUCCCAGACGCUCUGUUGGUUAAUAAAACCUCAAUAAAACAAACAAUGUGCCAAAUGAAACACUGACAGGGGAGUGAGUGACAAGAACAUUGGAAGAGCUUUAGUAGUGCACUGCUGCUGUGCACCAGGACUGUAAAUGUGUCGGGUUUUCGACUUACAAAAACAUUUUUAGGCAGCUCAUAAUGGCACUUUGGCCGUUUUAUAAUUAACACUUUAAAAGCUGCUCAAGUUCAUUUUUUGACUACCGAAAAAGAGACAUUGGACUUUUUACAAAAUGCAAAAAAGCUGCAGUAUAUCUGCUCUAUAGAAAGUCAUUUUAAUUUCUCUUAAUGCUUCAAACAAAAGGUUUUAUUUUAAACCGAGAACUUUUACUACUCUAGUUUCAGAUAAUCUCAAAUGUCACCGAUGUGAAAAAAAAAGGCUCUCUGGAGUAUGCGCUGCCUGCAUGACACAUAGUGAUAAUUACUUCUCAGUCAUCAAGUGCAGAAAUAGUUAAUGAUGUAAAGGGUUUCCAUGGCAACGACCAAGUGUGAAGAUGUACUCCAGUUUACACUCACUUUCGAUCAGGAAAUAUCUAAAGCAGGGUCUUUGCUGUUGGUCUGGCGUGCUCUUUCCCUAUACUGCUGCUCUAAUGUCUAGUCCAUCUUGUGUGUGGUGUGUGUAUGUGUGGGGGGAGGGUUCGUCUUUCAUACUCUGUGGUGUCUUUUCUAAGCCAGGUUUGGUCUAUCAUUUUGUAAUAACUCUGCUCUGUUUGGAGGUGCUGGUUCUUUAUCCCUCCUGUCUCACCUCUGUGGGUACCUUUGCAAAACUGUCAGUGGGAGUUUUCAUGUCAGCUUGGCUUUUAUUUUACUGUCGUCCUCAUAUAUUCACACGAGCACUCACUUCACUUUUAAACGUUCGCACUAAAUCAGGUUCAUUUGUCAUAAAUCUCUGUGUAUCACAUACGCUCAGACACCAGAGAGGAGCCGUCAUCAUGUGGAAGCAUUCACGCUGUUAGCUCAGCAAAUCAUAAACAUUCACAAAUAGCAGGCAGAUGCAGACAUGCUCAGGAGUUCAAUCAUCUGAAGAGUUGGCCACACUACACCCCUCUUCCCCCCCUGUGCACACACAGAAACGCACACACAUACACACAAAGAUAGAGCAAGAGAUGCCUUUUAUUAUACAAACAGAAAGCUAUACAAACAACCAUACAGUACACAUCCAGCAUGCAUGCAUCACAUGCAUGUAAACACAUGUAGUCUACAUGCAUAUGACAUAACAUAAACAUACUCUGCUCUCAUUACGGGUGGUCUCUUCAUUCAUCCUUGUGGAUUCAGAUAAAUCUCUCAGUCCUCUUGCUGCUGGGGAUAAAUCUGGAUGCUGCAUGUUGGGAUCAAGAAAUAUCGGUUGAACUGUGGCAGUCCAUGUAAACUGUGCAUGCCCUGUGGCGCUGACUUCUUACUGUCAGUGUUGAGCAUCUGCUUCCUCAUUCUGCACCUCCAAAGAACUCGAGCUCUAUCUUUUCAGGAGGACAUGCUUUAGUUGCAGGGACUGGAUGUGGUAUUAUUUUAAAACAACAUUAUUUUAUACGGGUAAAACAUGGUAGUUAUUAGUGCGAUUGGAAAAAAAAGAUCCCCUAAGGCCUUUUGCCAUUUUUGUUGGUCUGCUCAGAGGGCCAGAAACAUCCUCCAGCAAAGUUUGAAUACUAAAUGUGUGGAGGAUGAUUUUAUGUUAAAAUAAAUGCCCUCUCACUGAGCAGCUUCGCUGUCCAAGUUUUGCACGUAGAGUUUGAUUAUUUAAAGUUAAUCGAUGCAAAAAGGCGUUAUUUGACGUGAAGUACAGAUAGAAACCAACAUAGUCUACUCACUCUCCCUCAAAGUGUUGUUGAAGUGACGGCACCUAAAUCUUACAGCUCAAAGACUUGACAAAACAGCCUGAGAGCAUUAACUCUAAAAUGAUCUGACCAUGAAAUGGCAACUGAAAGCACAGACCCUGUCCCUCUGUUUGCUGCACUAACCACCACUUGCUCUGUCUGUCAAGGCUUGCAGCGCUGCUACUAACUACAGUAGUAAAAGCCACAUCUCACAGUACACCAAAAACACAACCGCACUCUGUUUGCACUGUGUGCAUUAUUUGUUUGCAUGACUGCAUGUUGAGAGGUAACACUUUUGCCUUGAGAUGUCACCAUGUUCAUAGGACCUGACGUCAUCAGAUUAUUGUAAGGAGUUACAAAAUAAUCACUGCUGUUUGUCCAGCAGGAGGCUGUCUUUUUUUUAGCAACAGCAUAAUGUCAUUUUUCAUUUCAUUAUCAACUCAUGUGAGUGUAAAUAGACAUGACCAAUCUGUUCAAUAGAGGAGAAUUGAUCUCUCAUUCAUGCUCUCCAUCAUAUCUCAAUCAGCUGUGUGCUACAGGUGUCUUCCCUUACAAGUACAUAAAAGUAUUUUCAUCAAAGUAUUUUCUCUUUAAUGGCCAUUAGGAGGCAUCUCAACAUGUUGCGAAGUCAGAUUUUGGAAAACCAGAUGGGAAAAUAACUCUGCUUUCAGAAGACUGAUUACCAAAAUUGAUCAUUUCCUGAUGGCUCUAUGGUCUUAUAGUCUCUCUCAAUACAGUAUAGUAUGCUCUUUUAGACAUUCUUGUCCAAUUGAAGGGAAAAUCUACAUCUUAGUUGUCUAUCCUUAAAGACAUAGCUGCCUUUAACAACCAAUUUGCUACCAUCCCACUGAGCCUUAGAGGUCUAUUAGACGUCUCGUCUUAGCUUAGAGAGAAAUUCGCCCGUCUAUGAUCGGUCUGUAUUUUAGCCCGACUCUAGACCAGUGGUUCUCAAGUCCAGUCCUCGAGCCCCUCCAUCCUGCAUGUUUUUGAUGUUUCCCUGCUCCAACACACCUGAUUCAAAUGAUCAGCUCGUUAUUAAGCCAUUCCAGAGCUUGAUAACGAGCUAAUCAUUUGAAUCAGGUGUGUUGGAGCAGGGAAACAUCAAAAACAUGCAGGACGGGGGGGCUCGAGGACUGGACUUGAGAACCACUGCUCUAGAUGAUAGACUUUAAUCCAUUAAUUAUUAAAUAUCAAAUAAAAAAAUAAUAAUAAAAAUAAAUGAUGGCCACAUGUUGGAUUAAAACAUUUUCAACAGUCAUUAAUCAAUGUGCAGUGUAGUUUAGCCGAUUAGACGGCUAAAACACUUUCCUUUUUAGGCGAGUGGUAGACCAAUUUUAGCCCAGAGUCUUAGGACCAUUAGACGUCUAUUAAAUUUCUUUUAGAGUGAAAAAUUAGAUGGUUGUUGAGGGAAGAAAAGUAUUCUGCUUCCAUCUCCAGAUCUGGUCUCUCUUGGUGCCAAAAAUCAAGAUGGCUGACAGAAAAUACGUCAAACUUUGGCUUUGAAAGUUGUGUCAUCCAUUCCCUUCAUAUAUUAAACAGACCAUGGUUCAUUCAGGCUCCAACUAAAUUAACCUGGUUCAGGCCAAAAUGUUCAAAUGCUCCAGAGUUCAGAGAAAGGUAGUGCUCUUUGGUGGCCAAGUUAAAGGAUUUGUGGUAAGAACAAGACAGAGGUAAGAGAGGGCAGAGGCGUGACUUGACAUGUUAGCUUUCAAAUGAUUUAUUCUCACCAUGAAAAGGAAGACACUGCUAGCACACAGAUGCUGGAAAUCCAGGCAAAGUAUCAUGGAGCCAUGAAUAUCAGGUCAAUUCAAAAAAGUGAUCCGCAACAGAUUAGCUCUUGAUUUACAUGACUCAUGAAUCCUUCGUGUACAGAAAACUAAAGUGGUGUUUUUAUAACGUGUGCGUGUGUGUGGGUGUGCGUGUGCAUGCAGGGGAGAGGAGUGUCCAGUCCCAGGCAGCCCCACAGCUGUUCCCCAAUGGUAAAUAUGUGUUCCUCUGACUCCUCUCUCUGGGGGUCUGUGGGUGUGGGGAGUAGAGGAAGCUAACCUAGCAGUCACUGAUCGAGCCCUUCCCCUCCCCACAGGGGCAUCAUCCCUCUGACCCUUGACCUCUGACCCCACCCCCUACCUUCCUCUUCCUUCUGUGAAUGCCCUCUCAAUAACAACCACUGCCCAUGUCAAACCACACCUUUUCAAAACACAGCUGCAAACAGAAGCCUCUGACUGGUAUUUAGAGCAUUACAUGAACGUAUACUUGGGAUGCUGUAACUCUCAGUGUCAUACUGAACCUUUAGAUGAGGCAGCCAUGAUUCAGCGUAUGCUCGUAGAUCGUAGCACACGUUAAACUGGCUUUCACGCAUAUUGAUUCUCAUGUGGUCCCAGAAUUGCGUUCCUGAAAGUGCAGUCUCCAGUUCUGCAGAUUCACUCCGUGUUAUCCUUAAGGAAACCCCUGACCGCAAGUAAAUUUCUAAUAAUUAUGCAAACUUCACCAUCUUUCAAAUUUGCGGUGUGGUAAAUACAUUACAGAAACAUAGCUGUCUGCAUAGGUCCAAAAAAUUCUAGACAUAUAAUAGCUGUCUGUUGCUCAGUGGGUUGUUUUACACGUGUGACCUACUCAAAUGGAAACAGAAAAGUUGAGCAAGGAUUUGUAGCUUUUUUCAGUUGUUAAAGAUGUGGAUUUUCGCCACUUUAUCAUAAAACUAUCCAAAGAAGACCGAAACAGAUUUGUCUGCUAGACCUUUUUUUUCCCCUUCUUGACUUGUGUUGUGACAAAAAUCCAACAAAACCGCCCAAACCGUUGAAGUUCAAGUUUCCAAUUUGGCCUGGGAACACCCUUGAAUCCUCCAGGACAGGCUGGAAAUGAUGCUGGGGGAGUAGGAGGUCUGGGUUGACUUGCUUAAUCUGUUGCCAUCAUGACACAUGCCUGUGUAACUGGAAGGAAAUGGAAGGAUGAAAACUAGCUCCAAUUUGACCAGAUAAAGUAGUAAAAAGCGCUUCAUAGAGGCGCCGGUUUCCAGCUCUAUUCACUGUCUUGUCCUCUCAAUGAAGGCAUGAAAAUCCCCCCAAAAUUUCCUCAAGUGUUGUUUUAUUAACCAGCCAAACAAUGAAGUGUAAAAGGCGUCUCUCAAAGUAAGCAUCUGUGGUGGCUUUCUGUGGAGCCAGAGCUCAGUCUAUGGUUUUGUUUUUGUUUUGAUACAAACGAGAGAAAUAGCAUUCAUCAAACAUGGAAAUGCAGUGUUCCCAAACUUCAUUAAUACAAUCUAUUAGCUUUAGUGAGUCACUUAGUAUUAUGUCCACGACUCAGCGCCGCUUCAUACAAAAGAACCAGUCGAAACUUGCUUUUUCAUUCACAGUUAAUCUUGUGUUAUUAGCUGGCAAAAAACAAUCAAUCAAAAGCAACCCAUUCAUGUUCUUCCAGUCCAAUUUCUAUUUCUAUUUGCAGCCAAAAGUCAUUUGUUUCACUACAUUUGCGGUAAAUUAAACAUACAACAAAUUAAGCGAGUAGAAACAAGAAAAAAGUAAGGGAACAAUUUUGCAUUAAGAUAAUAUUAUUGAUGUUAUUGGACCCAAUUUACUAGAUGAGAGAUAUUUUAAUAGAUACGGAAAAAUAAACUCAUAUCUGCAAAGAAGGGUGAUGCAUCAAAGAGAUUAACAACUGAAUUACAACAUGUAAGAGACGGAGGGGGGAGGCCUGCUCUCAAAGGGAUGCUGUUCGAGGUAGGAAAAAAACAAGAGUUUUAACUACUGCAUUUUAACUCAGUUUCCAACAUGCUACAUAAAUACAGUCUGACCUAUUUAAGAUUUUGUGUCCUAGUUUGUUUUCUGUUGUUUCAGGAAUAGAAACAUUAGGAGCGAGAGACAUACUUUCAAUUGUCCUUAAUCAGCCUCACACAUUCACUUCUCUUGUCUUAUUGUAACGCAUUAAAAGCAGCUUGGUGGUACAAUCCCUGAAGAAACUACUGUUAGUGUUUUUUAUUUUCUCAUCAUGUGGGUCAUGUUAUUGAGACAGCAUUCACUCCUGAGCUUUUGUCUGAUAGUGUUCGCACCUUCUCAAUAACUCUCCUCCGGUUGCAUGAUUGCUGUUUGGUCAAGAAAACAGUAUUUUUCCUCUCUUUCACAGGAGCCAAAUGGUUCUGCCAGUCACCACUCGGGGACUCUGACUUGUACCUUUUUCCUUUCCUCAUAUCAGUUGAAAUGAUUUGUUAUAUACUUUAGAAAUGUUGAUGUACGAGUACUUUUUCACAUUCAGUCCAACAUCCAAACUUUUUCCUCUGCCAGCUCUGAGAACCAAUCUAGUUCAAGUAAUAUUUAUGAUGUAUUUAUUUUAAAUUAACAGCUUUAGGCUUGUGACACUUACCUUGUGUGGCAUCAGUGGACCUUGCAAGCUGAGACUCUUAUACCCUGAAAUAUUUUUCUUUUUUUUUCCCCAUCAAAUCUCAGUACCUAACUUUAGUAUCUCAUAACAUCAAGACACUUCAUGAUACUAUUGAUUUGUAAAAAAACGGAAAAAAAAGAAGAAAAGAAAAGAAAAGAAAAAAAAAUAUUCUCAAAUUUAUUCUUGAAGCCCCUGUCCAGGAAUUUUGGGCCUUGUUAAUUUUCAAGCCCUCUGUUUACAAAGUAGAACUGUUUUUUUUUUCUCAUUUCUAUUUUUUUCUUGUACAUGUGAGGUAUUUUUUUUUGUUGUUUUGUUUUCUUGUACAAAAAAAACCUCCUGCUUUGUUUUAACAGUCAAAUGUACCUCUUAUCGAAAAUCCCUGCUUUGAAAACUUAGAUUAAAAAAACAUUCAGUUUCAGCUGUAUACUCAGUCCCCAGCAGUGGUUUGAGACUUAAAAAUUUACUAAAUGGACAAAAAAAAAUAAAACAAUCAUGAUGCUGAUUGUUUGCUCUUUUAAACUGUUGGUGUUUUGUUGCCAGCUUAAAACUCCUUACUGUAGCUUUAAAAAAGGCUAUAACAAAUUAAUUUACUAGAAUAUAAAGAAUUGACUCGUUCACCUCUUAAUAAACCCUGCAAAAAAAGCAUUUUAAGACAUGUCAGAAAACUCCCAUUACAUUUUCUGCAUCAAAUCACUUUAACUUUUGGGCUUCAUAACCUGAAAAUCUGUUUCUUUUUUUACUGAAAACAGUUGUUGACAGUCGCCGGCAUGAUAACUUCACGGUGGUAGAAGAACAGUGUAACUUGCUGCGUUGGCUGUUUUCAAGUAGUUAAAGGAGACCUAUUAUAACCGCUUUCACCUUUCAUUAUGUCGGUCUGAGACUCUUACUGAGUCAUUUUGCUCUUUUGCAGUUAAAAAAAAAAAACUCCUUAUUUAUCUUAGACUGGGGUGUGUGAAAACCUUUAUUUCAGCACUUUUCAGCCUCUGUCUGAGACAUCUUUUGACUACUUUUCCAGUGCUAUAAAGUUAGUUAUGCCCUUUAUCAUCUUAGACUGUAUGUUAGUGCCCACCUAGCAAUGUAGUAGUAGUGUUACUUACUGUUAGUGGCUCUGGGCUUUUAUGUAAGGUCUUAAAAGAAAGCUGCAGAUACAGGGGGCCUCUGUUUUCAAAGGAGUCAUCUGUUAAGUGAGGAGCACAGCUACACUGUUGUCCUGAAAACAAAUAAACUUCCUGCUGUUUUCUGGAACCUUCAUAUCUGGGAAGAGAAAAUUGCUUCACAACUAUGAGCAUCUUUCCAAAACCUACUGAAUCUCUAAAAGUGCAGAGAGGAGGAAGAAGAUGAAAAGUGAAACCGACUUUUUAGCCUCCUGAUAGAGGUAUCACGUUGGCUUGUCUUGAGUAUCAUGAGGCCAUGUCUUCAAUUAUGGGACUUUGCUGCAGUUUAGUAAAAACGUCCAACAUUGACGCACUAUGUAUUAAGAGUAUGGGUCAGUAUAAUAGCUGUCCUCUAAAGACCAGCUGAACCCUGCUGUUCUUUCGUAACUAAAAUUUUAUGGUCUCAGAUCAGUCCAAAGAACAUCCUGCUCACUGAUAUCAUGGAGCGAUAUUAUUAACACCUCUGAUCUUGGUGCUAGUACAGGAAUAACUCUUCUGACAAGUUCGAUAAAAGUGAAGAGAAGUGCAGCUCUGGAUACUUCAGCUUCUGGUAAAAGAUUGUGUUCACUGUCUGGCCUUUCCUAUGUAAGAUCUAAUCUGCAGUCAUGUCAUACUGGAGAAUAUUUACCAAAGUCUGCCCACUCUUACUUACUGUAAUUACGGGUCCCAACCUGGUGCACCGUCGGCAGUGUCUGGUGUGCAUCCAAAACACACAAACCCACACACAUACCAGAGCUUGUGUCUCUCCCCCGUCUUUACAAAACCAUAAUGUCAGAAAUAUUUCUUUGCUCUCUUAACACAUGAUCAUUACAGUUUGGUGAGAUGGCUGCCUGACUAAGCGUUCUGAAGGCAUGUCCUGACACUGUCUUAUCAUCUUGUCUGCCAACUGUCUCUGCUCACACUUUGCAAUUAUAGGAACCCACAGUGCUGCUCUCUCAAGCCUGGGUUGGGACUCGGGUAUUAACUGGAAGCCCCCACCUUUGCCUAAUACUCCAUAAAAAGCUGUCAUUACCCAGCAGAGGAUCAGAGGGAAAAUCACUCUGUCCUGCCAAAGACAGAAAGUAUUCAAAUAAUGGAAACACCUCAAAGAGAAGGAUUUCAACACUGAAGCACAUAAAACCGAGCCGGUGUUACUUUUACUCCUCUAAAGUGGCGAUUAUGCAACCGUAAAUGCUCAAAUGUAAUAUAAGAUUAGUGCCAGUAAUAAAGAAUCCUCUUUGAAAGUUAUAAAGCGAUAUUUUGUUGAGGUUUGCACCACAUUAACCUCAAUGAGCUCUUGGUUAUACCAGACUAAAUGAGGCUGGGUGUAUCAGAUGUUAUUUUUUUCAAUAUUGUUUAAUGCACUUAUGUGAAAACAGUUUCAAACACCGCUUUUGAGUGCAGAGUUUAAGGGUGAGGGUUAUAACGGAGGCUGGUUUUGAAAAGCAAAUAACUCAUAGAAACAUUCACGAAAGAUUAAAAGAGACAUAGAGACCAGAGGUUGGUACAGCAACAGUAUGUAGAUGGUAGGAUAAUUGUGUAACCUAAGACGACCCCCGACCUGUGAUGUGUUUUCAGUUUAUGUUCGACCCCUCUGUGUUAAUAAGCGCCUUAUGAUUUUAAUGCUUUAUGUUCUGCCUUCAGCAACAACAUCACAUUUACAAUGUUCCGAGCUGUUGUCUAUUGAGGGCUGUAACAAAUUAAAUUACAUCACUGUUAGCAUCUGUUUUGCUUUGAUAUUUAAUUUCAAUCUACGGCUGAGUUAUUUAUUUGGAGACCAAGCUUCAGAGAGUUUCAUAAUUGAUGCUGCGGGCAGAGCAGUUUCAGAUUAAAGUGACGAGGAUUAGGUGUUUCCCCGAGGGAAGGGAUAGUGGGUCUCUCGAAAAGUCCUGUGAGGCUGCGUUCUCUCGUCAAAGAUAUGUGUGAGCUGCCACUUCUGUUCCAGUGUGAAGUCUUCGACCAGCCCGGUUGUACUCACCCUGUUUUUUUUUUUUAAGAAGAGGUGUUAGCCAGCAUCCUGCAGCCCAUUACAGAGAGGUGAUGAGCAGCGAGGAUGACCAGCCACUUUACUGAGAGUCAAAGUGAUUGUUCCAGAUCUGAGAGGUGUUUUUUUAUUUGUUUUUGCUCUCAGCUGUGCGAAGAUUUCUGUAAAGCUGCCGUAAACCAUCACGGCUUACACACCUCCACCUUAUGUGAGAACAAAUUUCGCCUGUUCUGUUGCUUCAAAUGAAAGUCUCAGUGAAAUUUGUCACUGUCUCCAGGAGGGACCUUCGCUAUCCCGUCUUGACUGACUACUUUUCUUUUUUCAAAUCAGUCCGACCAACACAGGAGCCAGGUCGCUGAAAUUGCUUUUAUAUCCCCCAAAAUGCCAGGGAGGUUUUUGUCCGAGCGUGGUUUUGUCGGUAUGUGUGUAGAAAUCAAACCUCUGCUUCAUGUGGGGGGUGAAGAUGGUGUGCCUCGUAGUGCAAAUUCACCUUGACCAAAGAGAAGCAAACAUGCACAUACUCGUGCACUUGAAUGCACCCUGUGAAGCAAAGUUUUUGGCUGUGUUGGUUUAAUAUCUCUUAUCACUGUCUCCUUCCAUUAUGCACAAGCUUUUUCUCAUUUCCCUCUGUGUUAAUCAAAUCCAGCCGCUGCGUCUACGACCCUGUUCUUGUCUUAUUUCCUCUCUUUCCUUCUAAAAAAACCAGACAGCUCUGCUCUGCUCGUCUCUCACCCCCAAAGUGAAUGCUGAAUAUAACGAAGGGCUUUUCUAAAUUUUACUGUAACACACACUCUGCAUGUUUGCUGUUCCGAUGGAGAGAAAUAAGUGGGCCAUUAUAGUAACUGAGGUGUGUUUUUUUUUUUCUUCUUCUUUCUGACUGUGAGUUCUUGUUUCCCUGCAGAGACCUGCGCAGUCAACAACGGCGGCUGUGAUAGCACAUGUCACGAUUCAGUGACAGGAGUCCGCUGCAGCUGUCCUGUUGGCUUCACUCUGCAGCCGGAUCGCAAGACCUGCAAAGGUAAAGCAUCAUCAUUCAAACCACACCUGUCCGCCCGUCACAGAACUAAUCUCCCUGUUGUCGUUUUGCCAGACACAUCGGAGCGUCCUUUCUUCACCUGGAGCUCACAGGGAUUAUUAUCAGGCUGUUUACACUGUCCUCCACUCUCAUCCGACCUGCCUGUGGGAUUUUUUUUCCUUAUAUGCGACACUAUCACCAUUUUUCAGUGUUGUGCCCCUCUCUCUCUUUUUUUUUUAAAGCUGCAUAAUUUGAGUAAUGAUUUGUUAUAGUCGCAGUUUUCUUGACAGUUUUUCCACUUAAUUACCAUCAUCCUUCUAUCUCAGCGUUGGCAGAGCGUCCUCACUCAGGCAACCUGCAUAUAAUAGAAAGUUUUCAAGUCCAAUAAAAUCAAUAUCAGACUGCCACGGAUCAGAGUGAAACUGAGAUUUAUAUUAGAAAACAAAGACACAGCUGACGGAGAGAAUGAGGGCAGUCUGUUUCUCCAGGAAAGUAUGGAUAGAAACCUGACAGGCUUCUCCAGCUUGUAUUGGUGGAGUAAAAAUCCUGAUAAAAGAACAUUGUCUUCCAUUAGUUUGGUUUGAGAGAGGACAAAAAUGGAAAACAAACCCAGGCAGGCCUGGCACGAGAAGACAGGGUCUUACUAAAGGCCACACACUUAGGAAGAACAGAGACAAAGAUGGAGCAAAGAAAGGAUUAUUUUACUCCAAUUCUGAUGCAUUUAUUUCAACCAGAUGAUGGAGAGUCCCUCAAGAGAUGGACGCCUCAUUUGGUAUGAUGAUUCGGAAUUAAUCAGGGCCGUUGCCAGACUUCCCGAAGAGGAGCAUCAUCAAAAGCAGGGAUGAACACAUGAUAUAUCGAUUGGUUAUUGGCUGCAGCAAUAAAGAGUAGAAUAAUCGGAGGGAGAUGGACAAAGAUGAUUUAGAGACCGUACAGCCAGCGGGCUUCUCUCUGUGAGAGCUGCAUCCCAUUAUAGCCACACGCAAACAGAUUUUGGCCUUUUCUGAAGGCCACCACCAAAACAACUGUCUUUGUUUUUCCUUGUUUUUCCACGUUAAAAAAAAAAUCAUCUGAACUUAUACUGAAGCUGCUACAAAGUUAGGGUCACAUGAGUCCUCCAGUUAGAAAGAAGUCAGCGAUGGACCCCAAAACAAUUUUGACCGAGCAUCGUUCGUCGUUCCCUCCGGCUCUUCCGAGCAUUUUAGAGUCUUUUGGUCAAUUGUUUUCAUGUUUUUGCCAAAAACCCACUCUUUGGAUUCAGUCUUGUUUUCAACCACCGUCUGGCUCGGCAGAAAUUCUGCUGUGGUAACAUAAGUUGAUGACCAGUUGGUGAUCAGAGUGCAAUAUUAUGCAGCUACAGAACAAUGUUUUUAGAGACUGAAAACAAAGUUAAAACAGGGCGACUCUAAUGAUAGAUGUUGAUCCAAUCCUCCUUGGGGCCUUCCUAAAAGGGGCUUCCCCAUCACACUUACAGAGACGCUCUCUCAGAGUCAAGGGCCUCAAUGCUACAUUUUUAAGCAGGCUAGACUUUGUCAGAGCUGUUUUUUGUUGUUUAAUGGGCCUCAUGCUUAUAACAGAAAAUACACGUGGCCUUUUUUUGACUCCUGUUGAAACAGUUUCCUGAUUUGUAUUAACUUCCUGUAUUCUUGCAUGUAUUUACCUUCCAUUAUGCUGCUAAAUCCUGAAAGAAUUGCUAUAUUCAGUGUUACUCAAAGUUCCUUUUGUACUGUGAAAUCUGAAGAAGUAACUAAAAUAUCAUUUUAAAGAAGCAAGAAAACAAGAAAAAGCUUUUUUUUUCUUGCGUGUGGCUUGUUUCCAGAGUUCCAAAUAACAAAAAAGUUCAAUAUUUACAUGUGGUUUUCUUUUCAUUACUUUUUCUCAUUGUUGAUUCGAUGAUUUUCUGUCCACAGACAUCGAUGAGUGCCGGCUCAACAAUGGAGGAUGCGACCAUGUGUGCAGGAACACAGUGGGCAGCUUCGAGUGCAGCUGCAAGAAAGGCUACAAGCUGCUGACCAACGAGAGGACUUGUCAAGGUAGGCAACAGUUUUUUCCGCCCUUUGCCGUUUGGAUAAGACGAGAUUUAUAGUUGUGCUCGGAUAGACAGGAACAGUAAACAAAAAUGACCUCCAGAUAGUUCUUUCCAGCCUGCAGAGGAGCCAAACCAAGCCUCUCUGGCUUGUUUAUCUGGUAUAUUUGGUGGUGGUCAGUGCUCAGCAGGAGAAGCUGCAGAACAAAUAAAGAGUUUGCAAUGGUUGAACACAGGUGUGGAGAAGACUGGAGCUCGAGCUUUAAAACUUCAGCUUCUUGUAUGCAUCAAACCACUACAGAAACAUCUGGUGAAAGACGACAGACAGGCUAGAACAGCGGAGCCAAACUCAGCCUCUCUGCGAGUGGAAAAACAGAUGACAUGCUAUUAUUUAAUUCUCUUUUCUUUACUGAUGUGGUCAAUCAAUAUCCAGCCUGGUACACGUCAAUGUCAUGCAAUGGGUUUACAAUUGCUGCACUAAAUCACACCAUUUUUGCACAGUACACAAACAUCUUUUGCGGUCAAUGAAAGCAUACACUCGGUCGCUGUUGCUUUGCAGCCACUCGCUUGUAACUUGGGAUCUAUUUUUGGUGGGAUGCCUUUCUGUCAUUAUUUGGAGCUGAACAAUGCAAAGUUUAUUUAGCCAAAACAUCGCAGAUAACUGAGGAAAUGUGGUCUGUGCAUGUAGGAAUGUAAAUCGCAGCUUGUUUUCUGUGGCACCAUGCCUUAACCAACUCGGCCUUGUGCUGUUUGGGUGCACAGGGGAAACAUUGGAACAGUGAUAUCCUUGUUUGGUGCUGUGUGUUUUGUCUGGAAAGAGAGGGUUGUGAUAAAGCUCACCUCCUGUUCACUGAGGUUUUGCCAGGCUCACACACAUACUCCACACUUCUGAGUCACCUGUCUGCUCCCCAUCCUCUCCUCUCAUUCCUGCCAUUUUCUCACCCGCAAAAGAGCCGGAUGCCUGUCAAUAACAACAUUCAAUAUUGUUACUUCAGCGUAUUGUUCUAUGUUGUGUAUUUGGUGUUUUGUUGUGUUUUGCAGUAGUUUUAGUGUGUGCUGUCUGUAAAAAAUGCUAAAAAUAUAAUCCUUUAAGUCUCACCAUGGUCAUUGAUGUCUCUUCUCUGUUCUUUGUAUGCAAAUCAGUCAUUAAAGGGGGCCCCCAGUCUGAAUUUUAGUCUCAUGUUUGAGGCAAGAGCUGACAAGACUUGAUCCUACAUUUCCCAAGAUGCAAUUUCACGCAUUCCUCAUUAUAUUGAAAAAUGAAUGGACUAGAAAGGAGGAGUAACAUUAUGAUUAAGGGUCUUUGUAGGCAUAUUUUAAAAAACUUGUGUUGAUCUAAAUGAAUUCAUGAAAUAUUUUAGAAAAAAGUGGGAUAAUCUGGUUUUUGAGGUACGCCAUAUUUGCGACAACAGUAGAUCUGUUCUAACUUAUCUGUAAAGAGAGUGUACCUGUCGGGGCUGAGGCGAGAUGAUGCUUACCACCACCACUGCACCAGGGGGAGGAAAGAUGAAGAGACACCAAGAGUAACUUGAACAAAGUUAUGACUCUUAUUCUCUAAUAAUGGUUAUUUGUGUAACAGACAUAAAACAGUUGUCAAGAAGCUAAGAAAUAAAGUUUCACAACCUUUUAUAUCCAAUUAUGACAGAAUGAGUUUGUCUCUGAAAACAGGUAGAAGGUAUAAGAGCUUUCAUCCAUCGGAUAGACUGCAGGUUAUGUUAAUAAUUAUGGUAACAAAAUCUAAUACUGUGAGUGUUUCAUUUAAGCCUUUGGUCACAUUUUAUUUUAUUUCAGUUUGACUGUUUUAUUUCAAAAGACAUUGGAAACAACUUUGCUAAUCGACCUUGUUUAUUCAGGGUAGAAAUUAUAUCUUUAUUUUUAAUUGAGUUUUUUUUUUCCUCAUAAAAGCAAGACUUGUUUUGACAUUAUUUUUCCAAUAAUAAGUCUUGAAAAGGAAAGUUAAUCUUAUAAUAAGGGUUUUGUUAAAUUCAGACUGAUAAAACCUGAAGUUACCCUCAAGAUCAAUAAAAUAUCUACAAGGUAAAGCCCUAUCAAGUUAAAAGCUUAUGAAAAACAAUUGUGUAUUUCUUUUUUUAACAUCUACUUCUUUACUUUUUGUUGUUUUUAAUCAUUUUCUUUUUUUCUCCCUCCUCAAAUGUAGUAAUCCUCCAGAUCUUUUAAACUCCAUGACCUCAAGUUUGUAACUGAAGUGCUCCUAACUCAAGUCUCCGAGCCGGUCAGAUGUGUUAGUUCAAUAAACGAUAUAUUAAAAUCCCAUCAUGCACUUUUUUUGACGAGUCUGGCGAGUUGAGGUGAUUGAGGGCGAGCAGCAGCAGAAGCUUCGUCGCAGAGACACAGUCUUGUUUCAGGGCGAGUGUCUCUGCUCGCUGGUGUGCUGUCGUGCUCAGGAACACUUAAAGAGGAGUUUGCUGUCUCCUCGAGGUGUUGAGAUGUGUAAACUGAACUCUGGGUUUAUCUUGGUUUAAACAGUCAUGGUGUUUCCCUGCUGUUAGUGGACCAUGGCUCAUAAGUCAGGAUGGGGCAUGCCUGCUGAGCCCUUGCCGGCAUUCCUCCACCCACAACACUCUCCUUUUUAUCUCCCUCUCACUCCUAAUCCACAUGGGGGCACUCAGAGGGAGAUGCUCAUCUGAUUCUGUUUUUUCCAGAGGGAACAUGUAUGAUAGAGCUCAAACCUGCUCUGUAUAAACAGCAGAGACUAUUUCACAGAUUCACUGAGCUUCAUUUGUCUCUUUGGAGGUUUUAUUGAGUGAGGAGGGAAGAUAGAGUCCUGAUGAUUAGAUCGAUGGCACUUAAAGAAGGAAAAAAUUGAUGAAAGCUCUGAUUUGUUAUUAUCACUGCUCUCAUUUUAUCUUCCCAUGGUCCUCUGCACGUACCUCACCUCCUCAUGAUGCCCACCCACUGCAUACUUCUCCUCGGCUUCCUGGUAAAUAAGGGUUGCAGGAGUCACAGUUGUCUUCACACAUAUACUUUUUUUUUUUAGCGUGGCACAACACAAAACAAUUUAAUGAUAAGUUGCAGAUCAACUUCUGGCAUCACUUAUUGCAACAUUUUUUGAGGUCUAAACUCUGUCGGCACACCUAAAUCCCGGACAGUUUUCAGACUCCUCUCUUAAAGGUGCGCUCAGCAAAGUUCAGUCUGUUUAAAUCCCUAAAACAGUCAUUUUUACACUUUUACUGGUUUGAAUCUCAAGGAGCUUAUGAGUUUGUUCUCCAAAUAGAAUCAGUCAGAUUGGUAAAGAUCACUUUUCUCUGAUACAUUUUCAGCCUAAAUUUCAUGUAUUUUCUGUAUCACAGGAUCUUUUUUUUAUCAAGUUAAGUCGAGUGCAUCAAUCAAAGAUUUCUGGGGACUUUUUGAACUGUUGAACUGAUGAGUCUCCUCCAAAGGUUGAGAGCUCUGUUGUGAAUUGAUUUACUUAUUGAACUCAGCAUAUUUGAAUAUUUUUGAUGUUUUUGACUAUCUGUCAAGUGUUAACCUUGAUCACCAUCAAAGUUCAGCUCAUGAAUUAUUGUAUCUAGCUUGAGAACAACAUUUUGUGUAAUGCUAUCAGGGCGGAAUAAUAUCCUGCAACAAAUGAUUCAUCAUUGCAACCAUAAUGUGAAGAUGGAAACUUGUUCUGCUGUCACAAGUUUCUUCUUUCCCAGAGUGUCUGAUGUCCUUUUCAGUGCAGACCCUCACUCAAACAUACAGAGAACUGACCACUGUGCAUGCAGAGUCUCCGCUGGUGAUUUACAUGAUUGUAAAAUGUAAACAUGCACACAACACCUGCUGCAGUUAUCCUUGCAGAACUUCAGCCAGAUUUCAUAUCAUACAGAUUGUAUUCCUGCUCAUCCCAGUGCUUGUUAACGGCCUUUCAGCAUACAUAUAGACAACUAUCAUACUACCAGGUACUUGCUUUUAGUGUGCAAAAGAAGAUUAUGAGAUUCUUGGUUAGAAUUAGAGGUAACUAAUAUAUAUACUAAUUUAUAAGUAAACUGCAAGUACUGCGCUCCUCCUUGUGUUUGCAGAUUACCCACAACUAACUAGAGUCCUGUGAUUGCUUUGUAACACCUGUCUUCUUUUCUCUGUCUGUUUUUGGUGUUUGGCAUUGCCCCAAAAAAGAUGAGGUUCAUUAAAGAGGAGACGACGUGACAAUGUUUUUAGCCAAUUCGCCAUCUAGCACAGUUGGGACACUUCCUCUUUUCAUCCCAGCGUGCCUGGCUUGAGUCUGUCAGUGUUGCUGACAUUAAAGGAGUUCUUGAUCGUGAAACACCCAAAUGUCAGCCUCCUCCUAUAGCUCUGUGUAUCGGUCCUUAUAGUCUUUGAGACAGUGACAUUUAAAUGAUUUAUAUUGAAAAGGAUGUAAAGAGAGCAGAAAACCCCCAAAAGGAAAGACAAAGAAGCUGCUGAGGGCUAGAAAGGAGCUGCAUUAAUGCAAAUUGACAUGGAUCCAUAUGACCUCAGAGCAGAAGAAUAGGUGUUGUUAUUUCCUUUUUUCCUGCAGCAAUGGGUCAUAUAUGUUAUGGCAAAGAAAAGGGUGAUUGACAGGUUCUACAGGAGGAGAAAAAAACCUGUACUUCAGCUCCCAUUAUCGAGUGAAGAGCAGACUUCCUUUGACUCCCGCUGCGGCCGCUUGUUAUUUCAAAAAUACUUUGAAAAUUCCAUUUUAGAGCAUCGAAAUGGAAAACUGCAUGACUCCAGGGGUCAACUGCUCUAAAAAGACUCGCGCCGAAGACCCCUGAUGCUUUUUUUCUCCUGCAACAUGUGAUUUGACCCAUUGCAAUUCAUGGUGAACAAUGAAUACAAUACAGUACAAAAGAUGGAAACAGGGAAAUACGCCGAGAGGGAAGAUGGAAGAGAUGUAUUUGAAGUUGUUUGUUGAAGUUUCUAACAGCAUGUCUCUCUCUCCUUACAGACAUUGAUGAGUGUUCUUUUGACCGUGCCUGUGACCACUUUUGUGUCAACUCCGCCGGCAGUUUCCAGUGCCUCUGUCAUAAAGGCUACGUCCUCUACGGCCUGGCACACUGUGGAGGUGAGCCAACACAUCUGUUCUCUCCUCAGUCUUGUCUCUCGAGUAAUAUUCCCCGUCAAUCGCUCUUUCUCUGCAUCCCACAAAAAUCUAACAGGGCUAAUAAACCGAUUCUUAAUUCUGAUAUGACUUUUUACUGACAGCUCAUACCAAGGUUAAUAUGCUGCAUAUUUAUGAGCAAUACCACUCAUACUCAGCUUAUGAAUCAGAGAAUUUUGUGAACUUCAGCUAACUGCUGAUUGGUUUCCUACUUGACAGCGUCUUGACAAGGAAGUUAAAGGGAUAUUCUGGCAUGAAAUUAAUUUAGGGUCGAACACACCGUAACACCGAGUUAGACACCCCCUCAAGAGAUGAAUGUUGCCGACCACUUGCUUUUCUAGUUAUACCAACUUUAGUAUCGACAGAAUGAUAGUAAUACACAGCGGUCUGAGGAGCCAUACACAAACCUUAACCAAAACGCCACUCUAUAGCCACAAAUAAUGCUCAGAACAGCACCUAACUUCAUCAACAGUACAUAAAGGGUCCCAGCCAUUGCAAUAGCCACCAAACAUCUUUUUAACUUUGUCUGAUUUCUUUAGCAAAGAGACCAAACACAACUCACCUACUCUCCUCCAGCAGCCGCUAGUUUGUAGCGAGACCUCGGGCCAGUCCAUCAUGGACUACAACGGGGUGACACAGCUCAAGGAAGAUCAUUUAUGAUAAUUACUUUAUCAUUUCCUUAAAGUACUAAUCAUUAUAUUAAUCAUUUUGCACUGCAGACGCGGUAGUUCUUCUGCCUUAGUGUCUCAGUCUGAUUGCGUUUCCAUGAAGAAAUGAUCAUAAAUGUUCUUCCUUGAGCUGCGCACCCCGCAAAGGUCUGUAAUCGACUGGCCCAAGGUCUCGCUACAAACAAGCAGCUGCUGGAAGAGAGUAGGCGAGUUGUGCCUCUUUGCUAAAGAAUUUAGGCUGUUUACGGCUCCUCAGUCCUCUGUGUAUUGCUAUCCUGUGGUCGUUACUAAAGUUGGUAUAACUAGAGAAGCAAGCGGUCGGCAACAUUCAUCUCUCAAGGGGGUGUCUAACUUUAUUUUACAUGGAAUAUCCCUUUAAAUACUUAAUCUACCCCCUUUUUCUCAUACUUAAAUAUCUGUGCAAACACGAGAUGGGUUGCAAUAAACUUAAAUAUUCUUCGUCUUUAAAGGAUGCAUUUUGAAUACUCUGGUGCACAGGUUAGCAUGAAAUAUAUAUUUGCCAUCUGGAUGUUCCAGCAACCUUAGAUAAUAAAAAAGAAAAGAAGUCUGUGCAUGCAGCUGCGUUUUUCUGCAGUAACUUAAUACAAUUAAAAGACUCCUGUUACCUGUUAUAAGCCGAGUUUGAAGUUUGAAGUUCUUGUAAGUUGAUUUUGAAAUGAGCUGAAACAGGUCGCUGCCUUGAAGGCAGGAAAUCAAUCUGAGAAGUUACGCCGCACUUGGCAGUAAUGUAAAGAGUCGACAAUUUGUCCUGGAGUUAAUGGACUAAAACAUGAAAACAGCAGUAACUUGAAGGUGGAGUAUGACCAUGUCCACCAGACAUUAACAGGUACCAACUGUACUCCAGUGUGAAACAGAUAAGAGAAACAGCCUUUGGUGUCAGGAGGAGGUGUGUGAAGGCGCGUCAGAUCUGCCUGCCAGGCAGCAAGAGGCCCGCCAGAGCACAUCAGGGUGUUUCAGAGUCCCUUUGAUGGAGUGUGUAUCACCAGUAAGAAUCUGCUGCUGUCUCCAGCGCCUCAGGGCCGCACAGUAGUUCUGGGAGAGAUGGAGCAGACAGCAUAUGUACUCGAAAUACAUGGCUUGGCAGUGAUUUGUUCUGUGUUUUUUAGUCAGUAGUUUGACAGGUCGACUGAUCAGCGAUGUUGCAACAGAAUGCAGAAUAAGAAAUGUAACAGAGAUUAGCGGGAAGUAAUGCUCAGAUGUUUGGAAUCACACUUCUGCACAAACACAUCAGGGUUAGCGAGUUACAGUCUGGAUACAAACUAUGUGAAAGUUUUCUGCCUGGAUCUCUAGAAACACAAGACCAUAAACAGAAAUGUUUACUCAUUUAAUCUAUAAAAGGAGAAGUUUUUUUUCCUCAUCUGCUUCUAUAAAUUUGGGUUUCUUCUUGCAAUCAGUGCAGUUGAAGCUACAGCCACGCCUUAUUGAUGGUGUAUGGGCUUUUAGAUUUAAUAUAUGCCGGUGUUUGGCUUGAAAUGCACCCUCUGUAUUUCAGGCGGCCGAGGUGCAUUCGCUCCGCUCCUCACAGACGGCUGUACUAGCUGUCAGUCCAGGCAAUAAAAGCCAUAGAAUUGGAUUUGUAAGGCUUUUACUCUCAUGAUGGACUGUGAUCAGGCCACACUGAGCUGCUGAGAGGAGAGACGCUGGUCAGGCGUAAAUGACUCUCUAUACCUUUUGUUGAGAGAGCAGGUGAUGAAUGAUUUCCCCCUCGCUUUUCAUCACCCCUGUCGGAACAGUUAGAUAACCCUGGAGAUUUACGGCGCUCCCCGUUGUACUUUCGCUCUCUUCAGGCCAUAUAGCCAAGGUUGUGUUACUCCCUGUGCGGUUUAUCAGACAAAAUAUAGCUGCCAAACAAUCCGGAGAGCUCUGCUCAGUGUUUAACAAUAGACUCACCCUAAACAAACCCAAUUAGGUCAAUGACCUGCUGUCAAGCAUUGUGCGGAGGCCUGUCAACAUUCCUCCCAAUUGAGAGUAUCUACAGCCAUUCUGCCGCUCUACAAGCAAAACAAUCUGCUCAUUUCUGCUUAUCUGGUAAGAAAAUAGACUCUCAGCAGUCGUGACUAAAUACUCUGGAAGUAUUUUUUGAAUUUGGCUCAUUUGAUCUAACCAACAAGAGAAAUGCUUCCCUCUGUUGCUGACAAAUAUUUGUACACAAAGAUCUGAGAAACACGGUUUAUCCCUCAAACCACACAGAGUUUAAGUUGAUAUCUUAACAGUUAAAGUUAAUUGGGAAAAACACAGAAUGUUCUCAGGGAAAAAUUCCUCUUUAAAAACUCAAAUUACAAUGUUGUUUGGACUUGGAGUCGCUGAUGUUGAUGAAUAAGCACGCAGAAGCGAUUAGAAUUUGAAGAUUUCCACAAACUCCCCAACCCAUCCCUGAAUUCCUCACCAUUACAUGAAGCAAUUGUUGAGUCUGAAUGUCAGUUUGUCUUUUUUAUUGUUCUGUCCUUUUUCCUCCUCGACUGCUCUGGUCUGUUGGUGAAAAGACUCUGAUCUGAAAAAGGUCAGGAUGUGUGUAUUUGGUUACAUGGAACAAAAGGAGCGAGAACAAGGGUUGCUGGCGGAGGAGCUUCGCCCCCGUUAGACGUUCAUUAGACUUCUUUGUCUCUUUAAAUCGAGUGCUUUGAUGCGGAGGAUAAGCGGCGCAUUUCUUGCUACAUUUCCCCGCAGCUUUGCCUCUGCGCCCACUGAUGAAGCCAUCAUCUUCGUCAGUGAGAGCAGAAGCAGGCAGAGAGUCUUAAUUCAGAGUGAAUAAUUGGAUCAGAUGAAGAGGAGCGUUUCCUAUCAGCAGACCAGAUCAUCAAUCACUGCCAGUAUCUCGUCUCAUGUCUUCUGUCUCCUGUGCUACAGCAUCCUCAGGCCACUCUGCAUCUGGACCCCGGAUGCUUCUAAUGUUUUUUCGCUCUGCAUGUGUUUGAAAGGUGAUUUUAAUUUACUGUUUACCGCAAGUCUUCCUCCCUGAAGAGAAGAGACAUUUUUCAACCGUGAAGUUGAACGUGGCGACAUCAAGAUGAGGGAUCGCUCAGUUUACAUGCCAACAUGUUAAUCAUCCCAGAAUACGAAUCUUUGAUGGGAUGAAGCGAGCUGACCUCUGAGGAACUCUUUAUUCCCCCCUUUAGAUCCUCUUUCUUUGUCAUUUUAUGCAACAUAACUGAUCCCAGAUCUUUAUGGGACGGCCUCUUUGUUUUUGAUUGAUUCCUCUUCUGUGGAAGUUCUCCUCUUAGUCCUUUUUGUGGUAUUUAUCAUGUCAACGUGUUUAUUCACAGAUAUUGAUGAAUGCAGUAUAAAUCGGGGAGGUUGUAAAUACGGCUGCAUCAACACUCUGGGGAGCUACGAGUGUACCUGUCCACCAGGACACAAGCUGCACUGGAACAGGAAGGACUGUAUUGGUAUGUAGCAGCACUGCCCCCUUGUGGUGUUUUCACUCACACACAAACCCACUCAUAUUUUUGACUUUGUGUGUUUUAUUUCCCCUCAGAGCUGGUGAGAUGUCCUCCAGGACUCGUGGCACCAAAGGCGACUCUGACCUGCAGCAAAACAGGGAAAAAAGAAAGCUGCUCUCUCACCUGCGCCUCCAAGGCCCACUAUCUUGCAGGUAAAUCACUCACGGUGAAUAAGGAAACACAACUUAGAAGGCUUCAUGAUUGUGAUUUUUCAAUCUCUACUUUGUGACUGAUUUCUUUAGAGUCUGACAACAGCUACUCAGUCAGCUGUGGGAUCCCCAACCUCAGAGGGAAGACCCCUGCCAGGCUCAACACCAGCAGCAGUCAGAGCUGCAUAGGUUCGCUGCCCACCAGAUCCCCACAGUCCAACACUUUUUUUUUUAAACAAUCCCAUCUGUCAGUUACAGCUCACAGACAGCUGGUUGUCUUUGUUGUGGCCGUGUGCUCGUACCCACUGUGCUGUGUUUGUCUGUAGAGACUUUGGCGCCUCCAGUGAAGCAGACGGCUUCUUUCAAGAUUAAAAAUGCCAAGUGUCACCUGCACCCCAAGCAGACCGGCAGGACGGAGGACAGGGGGCGGACGCUCGGCCCAGGUCAGUCACGAUCCGUGUGUGAUAUGUUUUCUGUUUUACUAAUCUGAAAGAAUAAACAGUGUAAUUUGCAGCCAAACUAGCUUGCUCAUUGUUUGAUGAGUAAAUCCACUGGAAUUUUAGAAGCAACUUUUUCAAUAGUUUAUUGUUUUCCUCCUUCUCCAGCAAAGUUUGCAAACAUUUACUGGUGCCAGCGUUUUAAUGAGAGGAUUACUUUUGUUCUUUGUUAAAGUUUUUUCCCCAAUUGUUUGUUGAACAAACAGAAAAUGUGCAUUUAUUGACUGUUAUGUCAAACAAUAGCAAAUUGAGCUCAGGAUUAGUUCAAGCAAGCCAGAAAGUAUCAUCAGCUGACAGCUCAGAUCUUUACCCUCCUCUCAUAUGACUUUUUACUUAUAUUUAUGUAUAACCAUGGACUGUUUAUACUAUGGACAACUUGGUUCUGCCUUCCGUCAGUAUACGGAUUUGAAGCUAAAAAACUCUCGGUAUUUCCGCGAUUUUUCUCCAUUUCCUUUUUUUUGUGACCAACUUUUUAUUUCAUUUUUCAUACAUACCCACCCACCCACCCACCAGACCCCCAGGGAGCAAGGCAUUAUAUCUUGCAUUGUACAAUGUUUUUCCACAUACAAUUGCUAGUAUUUGAUGGGAUGGAAACCAGCAAUAAAUAGAUCAUAUAUAAGAACAGACAAUAUAUACAUGAUACAUUAUACAUAUAUACAUAUACACACGCACGCAUACCUAUGUACACACCUAUCCAUAUACAUAUAUAUACAUACAUAUAUACACACACAUACACACAUAUACAUAUACAUGCGUAUACAUAUGUAUAUAUAUAUAUACAUAUAAAAUAUACAUAUUUUCUCCAUUUCCUGAAACCAACAUUGCGCAGUAGCAUCAUACGCACUUCACCACCUGCGCAUUGUACGGGAGAGUCGGUGGGAGAGUCGCUAUGAUGAUGCUUAGGGUCCCCCGGGUGCUUUUUUUUUGUGUAGGAUGGUAGGGGAAAGUCCCGCCUCCUUCACCUCUGAUUGGCUAGAAAAGCUGGAAACGUCAUCACACGCUCAAGCCAAACGCGGACAGUCAGCUCUGUACAUCGAACAGAACAUUAUCGCACUUCUGAAUCUCGUAACCCUAACCCUUACCUGACAGACGUUGACAUUUCACAGCCAUAAGGAAUAACCAAUCAGAGCCCAUCACUUCUAGCUAAUCAGAGGCAAAGGAGGGCGGGACCUUCCCUUACUAUCCUACGAAGAAAAUUUGACCCCACAGGUGAGCUACGCAAUCUUCAUACGCCCAUAGGCUGUAUCAAGUGUCAGUCAUAGAAAACAUGAACCCUCAAUAACUUUUAAAAAUGGAGCUGUACAGAAUAAAGAAGACUUGAGCACAAACCAGUCUUACAACAUCGCAACCAAGGGGGAGAAAAUAUUAUAUUCUGUGAAAUAAAUUUCUAAAGUUUGUCCACAGCCCUAUAAGCUUUGCUGGCGGAGGCGGGAUUAAUGACCUAUACUGCAGCCCGUCACCAGAGGGCGCUGUUCUCGGAGUGGCUUCACCCAACGAGGAGGCCGACGGUGUCCAUUCUAUAUACAGUUGAUGUUUAUAACACAGUGUGAUAUUGUGUUGCUUACAGGAGGUGGUCAGCCCUGCAGUAACUGCCUGGUGACAUUUGUCAACCUAAAGUGCGACUCGUCUAAGAAAGCAAAAGGGCGCCGAGCUCGAAACCCUUCGAACAAAGAGGUGACACGGAUUACAUUAGAGCUGGAGGCUGAAGUCAAACCUGGAGACACAACAGGUCAGUCAAUCGAAAAACCUUUGACAGCAGUUUCUGCCUGUGAUGGCCAUGUUUUCAUUUUACUGUACAAGUUGAGCAUGUAAUGUCCAGAAUCUUAUUCCCACACAGUUCUCCUUGUUGUUGCACCUGCAGCUGAAACACAGUUAUGUUUUCCCCCAUAACCAGGCAGUUGUAAUCUCAGCUGCCUCAGACAGCGCAUGGAGAAGCAGGUGAAGACGUACAUCAAAGCUUUGAAGAAGUCCAUCAACCAGGAACGCUUCUUGAUCAGAGUUGCCGGGUUGGAAUAUGAGGUAGCUCAAAAACUCCCUCAGGCUGCUCCCCCUCCUGAGAACUGUGGGCCGGGCUGGGAGAGGGACGGCGGCAGAUGUGGUAAGAAUGGAGAAGAGCUCAAAACUGGCACGUAUGAAGUAUGAAAAAGAAGAGCGUCAUCUUUAACCAAAGCUUUGUUGGAUGUUCUCUCAGUCAGAUGCUCGUCGGGGUCUUACUACCACGGGGAGCAGGAGCGCUGCGUGCAGUGUCCACCCGGCACUUUUCAGGAGAAGGAGGGGCAGCUGGCCUGCGACCUCUGCCCUGGUACUGAUGGACAUGGACCUGUGGGGGCUCGAAACAUCUCCUCAUGUGCAGGUAGGGUCAAUGUUAAAUGAGACGUUUGUACAAAAAAGACCAUGGGACAAAUUGAUGUGGUAUGGUUUGGUAUGAUCGGAUACCGGAUAAUAAGGUAAAUAAAUAUAAACAAUAUAAAAUCAACUCUUAAAUCAUCUCAAACUUAAAUCCAGGUCAGUGUCCGACCGGGCACUUCUCCAGCGAUGGCUUCAAACCUUGCCAGCCAUGUCCUCAGGGAUCCUACCAGCCAGAUUUGGGACGGACUCUUUGUUUCCCCUGUGGGGGAGGGCUCAGCACCAAGAGGGAAGGUGCCAGCUCCUUCCAUGACUGCGAGGUCAAAGGUCAGCUUUUGCUCUUUUUACGCAGCCAGAUAGAGAAACAGGUCAAUAAUCUUUGCAACCUCCUUAAUUAAAUAAACAUCAAUUGUUUGUUUUCUACAGUCCAGUGCUCUCCAGGUCAUUAUUACAACACCACAGUUCACCGGUGUAUCCGCUGCCCUGUUGGGACCUAUCAGACAGAGUUCAGACAGAACUACUGUAUCACCUGCCCCGGGAACACAACCACUGACUUUGACGGUGCCACGAGUGUCUCGCAGUGCAAGAGUAAGAAUGAAAAUUAUUGUUUAGCGUUUUCAAAAUGCUCCCAUCCUUUAGUUAAAAAUUAAUACGAUCUGUUUGUGUGUGUCUAGACAGGCAGUGUGGUGGUGAGAUGGGCGAAUUCAUGGGCUACAUUGAGUCACCUAACUAUCCCGGUAAUUAUCCUGCUAAUGUGGAAUGCAUUUGGAACAUCAACCCGCCCAGCAAGCGCAAGAUCCUCAUCGUGGUGCCAGAGAUUUUCCUGCCCUCAGAGGACGAAUGUGGAGACGUGCUGGUUAUGAGGAAGAACUGUGAGUGUGUGUGUCGAUAAAUGCUCCACACGAGGCUCAGCUCCGCGAGGCUUGAUUUGUUGACGUUGUCCUGUCUGUGCCCCCUGUAAGGGUCAGCUACAUCCAUCACCACCUACGAGACGUGUCAGACGUACGAGCGACCCAUCGCCUUCACAGCUCGCUCCAGACGACUUUGGAUUAACUUUAAGUCCAACGAGGCCAACAGCGCCCGGGGCUUUCAGAUCCCCUACGUAACGUAUGAUGGUAUGAAGUCCUCUUAUCACAGCUGGUUUGUGUCGAACUAUUGUUGAUUUAAAGAAGCCCAGAAAGGUGUAGAGGUGCUUGGUUAUGGAGUCUUAAAAUCUCUGCGUUGUUUGACUGGGAGCCAGUGAAGGAAAUCCAAAGAGAGCUGAAAUCAUGUAAAUAAAAGUUUUAGUGCCCUCUGGUGGCCAGGCUGUGUAACUACAGGAGUUUCCAGACGACGUACAGCCUAAGCUUGCAGCAUCCUGUAUAUUUAGUCUCUGUAGAUAGUGACUUACUUGCUCCCAUCAUGCUGUUGUGAUGCAUCUGCAUUGGACUCAGACUGGAUUUAUGAAUCCAUCAUUCUUGAAAACAAAGUGUCCCUGUUCUGCUGAAUAAUGAGCACUCAGCUUCUCGGUGACACACUGAUGAAAUACGCAAAGACUUAUGGUGAUUGUGUGUUUGUUUCAUAAAUUCAGAGGACUACGAACAGCUUGUUGAGGACAUCGUAAGAGAUGGAAGACUCUACGCCUCUGAAAAUCAUCAAGAAAUCCUCAAGGUACGGUUGAAUUACUUCUAACUGUGUUUAUUUCUGUCUGUUUACCGUCGGUACAUAAGACCACCUGUGAGGGCUGAUUUAGUUAAGCAAUAAGCUAAUACUAAAACAUGUUGUUUGGCUAAACACAGCUGUUGAUGACAAACAAAUGAGAGUUUGCACGAGCGACAGAGUGCAUUAAUUAUUAAAAGGAUUUGUUAAUUCUAUCGUGGGGCUUCUGCGUAAUUUGUCAACAGCUUCAGACCAACGUCAACAUUUAUUCAGGAGGAAAACAGGCGUGUAAGAGUGGAUUUAACACCUGUUUGUUUUGUUAACAGGAUAAAAAACUGAUUAAGACUCUCUUCGAUGUGCUGGCUCAUCCGAACAACUACUUCAAGUACACCACUCGGGAGUCGAACGAGAUGCUUCCUCGCUCCUUUAUCCGUCUCAUAAGCAGCAAAGUCUCAGCUUUCCUGCGACCUUACAAGUAAAGCUCUCACAGCUGCUGCUGAAGACUGGGAUCAUAAACCCCCCUCUCCCCUGACAUCCCCUUCCAACACCUUUCUACACCUCCCAGACCACACCCCCGAAAACUCCCACAGGACUUUAAAAAACUAACACAAGUUUACCCUCUUUGAUUUUUCCACAGGCUUUGACGAUAAACACUAUGCAGACCUGAGAAAUACUGAAAAUCAUAUGUUUGUACGUCUGUCGUCGGUUUCCGUUCAGUGCAGGUCUGCAGUCCAGAGCUCAAACAUUUAGCGGGGAUGUAGAGUUUGCGAGUGGGUUUGGUUUCUGUCGCCUUAUGCAAUGAAACCACACACAAACAAAAGAAAUAGAAACGCCCAUUUGAGGCGGUAGGAGUGAAGUUUUUGUGUGCGUGGUUUGAGCCUGAUAGAGCUUGUUGUUGUAUUUGCUUAAACGAGCAGUAUGAGUCCCAGUCUGACUCCUACCAUUAAGUAUGACUGUAAGUGUUGUGUAAGUGUUGUGUAACCCUGGGUCCAUCUUCAGCGUCUGUGUGCUGUCCUCGAAGGAGGAGCGGUUGUUAGAUUCACGUUACAGCUGCGAUACGCGUCAGUCAAAGCCUUACUAUAUUUGAGCUCUUAGAGCCGUUUCCAGGGGUUUUACUGUUAAAACAGUUAAUCUACGUUUUGUUCCGCCUGUCUAGACUGUACCAGCGUUCCCAACAUACAAAAAACUUCUGUUGCUUGCUCCUUUUUUCAUUUUUUUUUUUUUUUACACAAAGCAAAUACUAAAGUUAGGUGGUUUAACAUUCCAGGAUCAAAGUGGACAUUUGGGAGAUUUAUAACAAACUAAUAACAGUGUGAGAGCCACAGAAAUGAGAUAAUGUGAUGUCUAGAGGAACAUGUCUCAGAGAGAGAGAGAGAGAGAGAGAGCGAUGUCUGUGAGGGACAUUACGUUUGCUGCUUCUUUUUAAAAGGUCACUUUAAUUCUUCAAUCUCAUUGUCUUUCUGAUUUUCUCCAUACAAUAACAGUCUUUACGUUUAAAGCAUCGGAAAUACUUCAGUCCUUAUAAACAGUUAAUAAUCUCACUCUUCCUGUCUUUUUACUUUCAAUCUUGUAAAUAAUGAAAAUAAAUUAGACGAGGGUUAAAUUAUUUGAUCCUAAUUUUCUCAAGCAGGACCCCUUCCCCUUAAAAAAUUGAACCCCUUUUGCCCCUGAUGUCCCAUCCGUCUCAAAUCCAAAGACACCCGGAGCCCCCUUCAAACACCCCACUCACAUGUUGUUCUGUCCCAAUGAAGACAGCUCUUCCAAAGACCGUCCAGAGAGGGCGGCUCACUUUGUUUUGUGCACUAGACACGUCAUCCUACCUUUGUAGCUUACAAAGUGCAAUGACUGAGAUUAACACACCUUGAUUUUGGGAACACCAUCGUGUGACCAAUGAUGAAUUUUGCAGUCACUGUGGGCGGGAGAUGAUGAACAGAUGGAGUUUGUGGUGUGGAAAAUACUUGUAAUGUCCAAACAGCAACCAGAACAGGGUAAAAUCUUGGAUGUUUAUAUAUAUAUAUAUAAAUGUGUACAUAUAUAUAUAUAUAUAUAUAAAUAUGAGUUUAGGAGUGACACUGAGGGAAACACUUUCUUUUGCUUUCUUGCAGAUUAAGAAGAGAUUCAAACCACAAAUCUCUUCUGCUUAAUUUGGACUGAUUGUCGAUGGGAGCUUAUCAGAAACAGAUAUAAAAAAAAAAACAAUGCUAGUUUCUGUCAAAUGAAAAACUCUACCUAGUCACUCACUACUGCUGUGGUGGAAUACGUCGUGUCCAGCUUGUCAAAAUGUUGUCGUUUCAAGAUGCUUCUCUGACCAGGAGAAAAGACUUCCUGAGGUCUGAGUUCGCAAAGAUACUCAAAGCAAGAAAGUGAAAAAGUUUUCCCCAAAUAUUCACGGGCUAUUCCUUUAAAGUCAUCAUUACUAUGCGCCAGUCAAAUGAGAACAAUUAUAAUCCCUAAUUCCCUCAUCUUGUAUAUUUAACCCAAUGCCCCUGGUCCCAGAUAUGUAAUUAAAUUUAAAGAGAAAAAGUUUCCCCCCUCUCCUGUAAAUAGAAAUAAGUGAUUUGGUGCUCUUAUCAUUCAGUUAUUAUACUCAACUGAGUUUUAAGUGUCCAGACUUUAAGAAGAAAACAGGGAUUCUGAGAUCCCACUGUAGAAGUCGUGGGUGAAACUGGUCCAAGCCACAAAUUUGCGCUAGAUUAAAAUUCCUCUUUUCCUCGCUUCAGUCACAGAUUAAGUACAUCUAAUAUUUUUAUUUCCAUGUACUUCACUCAAACAGGCGGCGUCCUAGAGUUCUCACUUAGCCCAUUAAAUCCCUGCCACCUGAAUCGGCCUCUUUCCUGCAACCUGUUUUUUUUUUUGUUUUGAAUUGUUGCCUUCUAACGAGAGUUUGCUAUGAUGUAUCAUAGAGUUGAUAAUGAUAUUUGCACUUGAAUUGUUAUUGCUCCUGUAAAGAAAAUGUCUGGAUUUUUUGUAUUGUCUUUUUAAAUGAAUGGAAUUGGUGUUCUUAUUUUUCUUGUAGCUUGUUUGUUUCAUGAAAUGCUCACUCACCGUUUUAGUCUUUAGAGAUGAUACACAUUACAUUAUCAACUGUAAGAAAAAGAAAACUAUGUACAGAGGUGAAUGAAAUGAGUUUGUACUUGUUACUGCCCAAAACACUUAUCGAAAUAAACAUACUGUACUUCAGCUCCA
Molecule: messenger RNA, 84211 nt
Organism: Xyrichtys novacula (pearly razorfish)
Lineage: Eukaryota; Metazoa; Chordata; Actinopteri; Labriformes; Labridae
Source: the annotation of a GenBank genome assembly